This is a messenger RNA of Pelobates cultripes (western spadefoot toad), 71667 nucleotides long. The record is from the annotation of a GenBank genome assembly. Lineage: Eukaryota; Metazoa; Chordata; Amphibia; Anura; Pelobatidae.
CCUUGCAGCUGCUUGUUGCUGGGGAGGGUGACGUCAUUGCUUCCGCCCCACUUCCUCUGUGUGUGAGUGUCUCCUGCUGGUGGUGCUUGCGGUGGGUGAAGCUUCGUACACACUCACUCACUGAGACCGUGCGAAGGGGGGGGAGACAGACAUAGAGAGAGUGAGAGACAGAGGCUCCAGCAUGGAGUAACAGGAGAUGGGGCUCGGACGGGGCCACCAGCAGCAGCAGCCAGUCGGGCGGGGCAGCAGGGCUGCCUUCUUGUAAGCCAGUCCCUGGGAGGUGCACGGCUGAUUACACCGCUGGCCUUGGGGGGAGACCGAUUCACUGGAAGGUGGGGGGAGGAGAGAGAGCCGGGGACCCCCUUCUUCUCGCGGAGCCAGUGGGGUAUGUGAGGGUAAAGAUGAGCAGCUCGGAGCCCCCCGAGACGGGAGACACACGGUGAUCGGUACAAAAUGAGCGAGGAAGCCUCCCCGGAGGAGUAAGUGCCUGAUCCUUGUAUUAUUAUAUUUUUUGGGGGGGUGGAGGGGAUUGGUAGGAUGCAGAUGGUGGGGGGGCCUUAAUAUUUGGGGAGUCCUUGCAUUGCACUGAAUUGCUCUUCAUGGUUGGGGUUUGGUGGCCUCCAGUGUACUCUGUAGAAAGUUGGGGAAUGGGCAAGACCUGAUUCUUGUAUUUGCUCCAGAUUCCCCGAAAAAUCCAUCUAAAUUGGGCUGUGCAUGCUGAGGGAUAGUGGCAUUGCCCCCCCCCUUUAGCCCUGCUUUAACACCACCAGUGCUAACCCAUCCUGCAGCCAGAGAUGCAUGGCAGAGCUCCGCAUGGCAUGCUGCAAGUUAAAGCCCCUGGUAUGGCUGUAUGCAUGGGGCCUGCAGAGCUGUUGCCAUGUUACAGGCUGUGUUUUUUUUAUGAAUAAAAGGCUAGAUACAAGCAGAGUUCCAGGUUGUAAUGCAAAGAAGGACUAGUUGCAAGAAAGAUUUAGUUUUAUUUUGAUUGUGUUAAUGUUUCCAUUUAAAAAAAAAAUAAAAAAAUUUGUUUCUGCAUGCCAUUUGCAGUUCUCUCACACUUCCACGUCGUGUGUUUAUGUAAACCUGUGGCUUUAACCCUAUUGCUGCAGGAGGCAGGGCUGCAUACUGAGUUAUUUGAAAAUUUAAGAGUAUUUAGUUGCAAAAAGUACAUCCUAAAUAUUUGUGUGUUCGACUUUUUAAAGAAAAAUGACAGUGGUUGCAUAUAAAAAAAAGUUAUGCAGUCACUGCGGGUCUGCAGAGAAUUUGUGAGUUACGGUAAUCUGGUAAAUUAGGUAGUUAACCACUUAAUGAUCAAUCAUUCUAACAGUUUAGCAGAUCAAUCUCGACUUUGUGUAUGUCCUCGUACAAGGCUAAAUCGUAUGUCUGUGUAGCAAUUUGCCUAACUGACCAUAAGGGGUUAACUACUGUCACCUUUAGAUGGGUUCCAUUCUCUAGCUAUCUCAGUCCUGCUGAUUUGACGAGUAAUUUGCUGCAUAUGUCAGAAUUACUAGUUGGGGGGGAAAUGUACAACACCUCUUUGCUGGUCUUAGUUUUGGAAGUCUGUUGUCAAUUUUGUUUCUUAGUGAAUAAAAUCCCCAUUGUUUUAAGGCUAUGCAGACACUUUUUUUGUUUUGCACAGCUAAAAACAAAAGCGCAUAGUGCAUGAAUUUGUACACUUUGACUCCUGAGUUGUGAUGGACUACUAUUCUCAUAAUGCCCAGUUAGCAAAACAUGGUCAUCAGAAGCUGGUGUGUGAAACAACUUUGUGUGCUGUAGGUGAAUGUUUGAACCGUAGCACAGUUUAGAGUUUAUUAUUGGAAGUCUGUUCAUAAUACAUCUAAUAACAAACUUUUGGUGAUGUCUGUAAUGUAUUCCAGUGUUGUUGUUUUUACUAUGUGAACAGCAGAACACAUAUUACUUGCCACAUGGAAAUCACUAGCCCAUUGGUGUGGCAAUUAAACUGUAACAUUUUGUUUGACCAGUCUAUGGAAUUUGAGGUUCUGAAAUAUGACAUAAUUGGUGCCCAACUCGUUUUAAGUAUUGUAUUUAGAAUCCAGAUUACUUUAAAACUCUGCAACAUUGGACAGUGUCUGUUGUUAAAAUAAAUAACUUUGGCAUACAUUAUCAAAUAUGCAAUGAAUCUUCAAUAAUUUGUAGAUUGUUGUGUUAUAUACAUCAUUCAGUUUGAUAGUAAAAUCUUUUAGAGAUUAAAACAAGCUCUUUUUUGUACCUUUUCACAACUGUACCUGCCAAAUUAUAGUACCAGCAUUCUCUAAUUGACAGCGACUUAAUGCCUACAGUUUAAUGUCAACUUGCAUUUUUAUCCUUGAAUUGCCAACAAGGUUAUUGCAAGGAAAUGUGUGUACUAUAAUGACUUUUCCACCUUAAAGGCUGGAAAUCAUUGUGUCAGUAGUAGUUGGCUAUGAAAUCAUAUUCUGUAGUUAAGAAUGCAUUGCAGUUAGCUAUAUUGUUCUGCUAAUCCAGUUAAAAAAAUAAAUUUAAAAAAAAUCACGAAUUGUGUUUUUAAUAUCAAAGUAUCUGAGGCCCAUGGCGAUGUCUUCCUUCCAAAGGCCUCUUUGUUGAGGUUUGCAAAAUAUUCAAAAGCUAUGGCAUUUGUAUUGGGUUCCAGUGUUCUAUCAGGUGUAAACUGAUCUAUGAGAGGAGCAGAACUCAUCAGGAAUGUGCCCUUUUAAUGAUAAUGAAUUUGAGAGUAUUUAGCAGAAAUAACUUCAUGGUAUGAAAUAACUGGUCUUCUUGUAAUCACUUGUGUGUGCGCAAUGUCUGCAUAAUAUGUAAAAUUGCUUUGAUAAUGGUUGGCAUUACACUGAAAAAGUAGCAGUUUUGCAAUUUGAAUGGGUUAACUUCAAGCUGUCUGAAAAGAACACCUUUAAUGAGAUGGCUGUGGCAUUAUAGUUAUGCCCUGAAAAUAAGGUUUUUGCCCAGCCCCUGGUCCUUGAGAGUUAAGAAAAUAUUUAGUUUUAUACCAGCCCAUAUAUGGCGCUUCGUUUUUUCUUUUAAGUCAUUGAGAAGUAUUACAUCCUUUUCAAUCUUUCAUGUAAAAUCUUCAUUGGAAGUGCCCAGAUAUUGUGCUAACAAAUUACAUGAAUCAACAACAAUGGGUUUAAAUUCAGCAUCUUCAGAAUACAGUGGAAUAGGUAGGUGUAUGCCGGUUUUGUUCAAAGUAGGACUGUGGCCUUGUUUCGGUAAAAUUUGGUGUUUGUUCAUUCGUAUAAUUUCUUGUAAAAAGUACUUUUUCAUACCUUAGAUAAUCACUCUUUUCACUAAAUUUGCAAUUGUUGAGAAUUAACAAAUGAGCUGUACAAUUUGGCCAGAACAGCAGAAUUUUGAGAAAUUGUGUAACUCAAACAUGUUUCCAGAUCUUUUUGGCUCAACAUAUGUUUUCAUAUUAGUAAAUACAACCCACCGUCUGCUCUCCUUUCUAAAUCAGAUUUCUGCAGAUUUCAUUAAAAGUGCCUACCUGUAUGUGUGGCUUUUUUUUUUUUUUUUGUCAGCCUAACUAUAUUUCCUUUGUACUUUGCUCCAACAUUGAUUGUCUGUAAAGUACUGCUUACACUUUGUGUAGCUUGCUCGGACCUUUCUCAAAUGUUGGAUAAAUCUGAUAUUACUUCUUCCAAAAGCUUGUUUUUCCUCUAAUCGUGGAACAGACAUUUUUGGUUUCCUUUAUAAAAGUAGACUAUCAAAGUGAUUUCCUCAGGCUGUAAAAAAACAUUCUACUCCACCUCAAGCAGGAAAGGAAGGCUUUGUAGCAUUUUUAAUAUGAGCUUGUAAAACCCUGUUAGCACGUGCAAUCUUCUAACCUAUUGAGCAUAGCUUUUGCUUUUAGGAAUUUUUUUCUUUUUCAACCCAAUUCUUUUGAUUGUUGAGUGACCAUUGUUUUGGCAUUAAAGCAUAAUUAGGUGAGUCCUCCGCUAAACUUGGAACUGUAGAUAAUUGACAAGGGAAUUUUCAAAUAUUAGGUUCAAUAACCAAAGCAUAACUACUUUAUUUUUAUUGUUUGGCUCUGCUAUAUUGAAGUACAAACGACAAUACCAUUGUCAGUUCUCUCAUUUAAUGAAUAUCCUCAAAUAUGUUUUAGAAUUUAACAGUUUAUUAAAAUGUAAAAACAGGGUUUACUCACUAAACAGUUCAUUGAUGGAAUUGUGCAGCCUAAAGCACAGAAUUGGGAAAUAUUCUUUAAGCCAGCUAUGCACUUUAUGCAUGAAUACUGCAACUUAUUUUGCAAUUUACAAUAAUUCAGUGCUUAGCUUAAACCUAAGCUACAUUUCCAACUUAGUAUCUGGUCUGAAACUUGCAAUUCCCUGGUAAAUUCCUUGUUUAGUCAAAAACCUUGUAUGAGAGGGUCAUGUCGCAAAGCCUAGAAAAGAAAAUAUGGGAUUUUGGAUAAUGCAUUUUUUUUUCUUCCUAAUUUUAUUAUAUAUUGUAUUCGUGCCUAAAGUGUAUGUGUAAAAAAAAAAAAAGUUACCUGUUCUAUAUUUUUCCUGUUUAUUUUCCCCCCCCCCCCAUUUUGUUUUAAUAGAAGGGGUGUCUGAACAGCUAGAAUUUUAAAUUAUUCUCUUUAAAUUAUGCCAUUAAUAAAUAAACACUGCAACUUUUUAUAUAUGUGUGUGUGUGUAUAUAUAUAUGUGUGUGUGAAUGAACCAUACCAAACCAUCUGGGCAGUGUAAUGACCCCUGUGGUCCCCACCUAUGGUGUCUGGUGGUUUAUUUGGGGACAUCUGGCAAAUAUUUGGCAGCAGCCCCAGUCCUAACACAGUGCACCAUGGGUAGGUCCUCAGCUGUUAUUCCAGAACUACAACUCCCAUGACGCUUUGCCAUCCCCAAGGCUUGCAGAGCAGUGUGGGAGUUGUAGUACAGGCUGUGGUGUGAGCUGUGCUCUCCCUCCGCCAUGCUUGUGGUUUAUUUUCCUGUCACGUUGUUAUUCAUAUGCAGGCUGCCGCUCAUUCAUAAAACGCUCACCGCGGGCAGGCGAGGUGGGUGUGAGACGACCUGCAGAGGGUGGGGGCAGGGGGCGUGCUGCUGCUCCCCCUGGAUUCCCCCGCAGGCCGCGCGGCUGGGUGGGGUCGGAUGUUAGUGCCAUGGAACGGGUCAGGGCUGGAUAGGAGGGGCGGGGUCAGGGCUGUCGAUUAGCAUAACGGGGCGUGUUCAAAGGGUUAGAGGAGGCGGGGCGGUUGGUUACAGCGCGGGGGGAGUGGGCGUGGCCGGUGGAUGUCGCUCGGAUUCCGUAUCUGGAGAAAGAGAGAGCGCGCGCGCCGGCACGGACCUAUUUGUGAAUAGAAGCAGAGUGUGGGCGCGGUCACGUGACCGCAGCCAUUCAUAAAUUCUGCAGUCCCUUCCCAGGCUCCCGUGCGGCCGGCCGGCUUGCUAUGACGCACUGCCAGGAGAGAUGGACCUGCCGCCAUGUUUAUCAUGGGCAGAAAGGGGCAAGUCUGGGGAGACGUGGUGGUGGAUGUUGAGACGUGCUAGUGGUUUCUAUGCUGGCUGCACCAUACUUGGCACUCUGCUACCAAAAUUGAUUGAUUUUUUUUUUUUUUUUGGCUUUGAUUUAUUUGACCUGGUUGCCUGUGGCUGUCUCCCUCAGUUAAUGUUUCUAAUGAUAAGUCCUGCUAGAACCUAGGGACUGCUAAUGUUAACCACUUAUUUACCAGGCAGGCAAACCAUUUAUUGGGGUAACAUGUCACUUGUCAUUGGUAGUGAAUAGCCUUCCAUUGCGAAAGGAAUUAUAAUUAUUAUAUAUUUUUUUUUUUUUAGACCUAGCUGGGAAAAUCAACAACUUGAGAUUUGUUCCCCACACCCCCCUCGAACAUUCUAAAUUAAACUAUUUUAGAAGACCGAAGAUGUUUUCAGUGCGGCUCUUGUGAUAGACUGCUGCAUUAAACUGUAAUUUCGCUAAAGUGAAAAUUCAAAUUUAAGGUCGUAAUACCCAAACUGGUAAAUGAGGGAAUCUCCUAAUUUAGCCCUGCUCCCAGAUUGUAUAAUUGUAUCCUUUAAAUUUGAAAUUCACUUGGAAAUCUUACUAAAGUGAGUAAUCAUGUAAGAAUUUUGUUGUAGACCGUGCAUAGAAAUGGUUGCAAAAUGAUUUUAAUCUUGAUGAAAUUUUGUAAACCUGGAAAUAAAAUAUUUCAUUAUCACAUCUGUGGCUGAAAGGCAUUAAAUAAUUGUACUCCUCAUUCAUGAUGGAUGGAAACAUUAUAUAAGUGUAUAUGCCAAUGUAUCAGAGGUGCUUAUUUUACCAUCUUGAUUAGGGGGGGCUCUCACUAUGGCCACAUUUUAGUCCUAAUUGGCCAUUUAGUCCAGUCUCAGCAUGUCACUUGACCUUUGACAUUAAAUGUUGCUGUGCCCAAUCAAGUACAAACAUAUGUUUUCAAUCCAUGUGGGUUUCUUUGUCUCCUUGCGGCUUUAUACAUCCUGCCUGGAAGGUCUGUCUCAAACACAAGGGAAUAAAAUGUUUGCAUAUCUCAUGUAGAAUCAAAAAAUACAAAUCCUAAUUAACAUGUGUUUUGAUCUAUAACAUAUGGUGAUCAAACAGGAACAUAACUGGUUAUUUCUAUUUUGAAGUUUUUUUGUUUUUUUUCUUCUAUAAAACAUAUGUAGAUCUUUAACUAAAAAAAAAAGUAUUGCACUUGGUUUGAACUAUUGUAAAUAUAUUGGGAUUGCAUGUAACUAAAGCUGCAGUUUUGAGUUGUUUUUCAAAUGUGUUUUUAAGGCUUGUAUAUUUUGGACAGCAAACAUUUUUUGCUGAAGGAAUUCUGAGCUUGCCAUAUUAGUUACAGAAACAAGCAUUAUGUUGCAGGACAUUCAGUCGUUCAUAUAUUUGAAACCGUGAUGUGCUUUUACAAGUACAUCCAGGGCUGUUAACUAAACUCAUUUAUUGAGAGAUAUAUGGCAACAUUUGCACUAAAGUAGCUUAUUUGUAAUAAGUAUCCAACGCCGCUGUAUUCUGUAUAGGCAUUGUUAGCCUCAAUUUUGUAAUUUUGGUUUCUUUUUGCUGUAAGUAACAGUUUAGUGAAUAUUCCAAAAUGCCAUAUGUAUCUGGUUAUUUGAUCACUGUACAUCUGUUGUACAAUAGACCAGGGCUCAAAAUAUCACUCUACUAGCCAUAGACCAGCCAAAAUUCAGCCAUGGUGAGUAGAAAUUUACCUCUAGUCAGUGUGCUAUCUAGGUGUGCAUUGGCUAUCAGCUUUUAGAUCUGGCUAGUAGUGUAGGAUUUCAAAUAUUGAGCCUUGCAAAUAGACCAUGCACUAACGCUGUGCUUUUUGCUAUAUUUUGUAUGGCCUUCUGGAAGAUGUGUAAACAAAAUAGGUUUUGGUGGUGACAGUGGGUUUUAUUUCUUUAUUUUCAAUGUACACCAUUCUAGCAAGGGUGCAAUAGAUUUAUCAAUCUUUAACUCGCUUUUCCCUUCUCUAUUUUUUUUUUUUUUUCCACCUACCUGUACGGUUUGAAAGCAGGAGAUGAUUUUACAUUUUCAACAACUUUACUUUACGUGUGACAGAGAUUUUCUUUCCUGUAUGGGCAGGUAAUCAUAGCCAGUGUAUAAAUGGGGAUGAGAGAGGCUUUAUGAAUUAGAUUUUAAACUGCAAAAUGCAUGAAAAUAAAAACGUUUAUACUCUAUUCUGGUGUGGAAGGGGUUAAAGGGACAUUAAAGGAACUCAGACCACGUAAUUGAGAUCAUGUGAUCUUGGUGCAGUGCCCCUGUUAAUUUACUCCUGCAAUCUAAAACAUUGCUGUUUAGUUGAUAUGAGUAUGUUUUUCAUUUCAGAGCUAAACACUACUGUAGGCCAGAGGCAGACAUUUGGCACUCCAGAUGUCCACAUCUCCCCUGAAGCUUUGCCGACGUAAUGUCUUUAAGGGGAUUAUGGGAGAUGUAGUCCACAACAUCUGGAGUGCCAAAGGUUGCCUACCCUUGCUCUAUACACCAGAGUGUGUUUUUGUGGCAGCAACUGAGUUUAACUCAAUUAUGUUUUAUCCAACAUCAUCAAAUGCUGAUUAUAGUGAUGUAUUGCAUUCUUUGCUUCUCUGUGAGUAGCAUUUGAAUGGAGGAGAAUAGCAUUAAUACACAAAAACUGCUUCAUUAACUUAAAAUUGUUUUGGUGACUAUAGUGUCCCUUUAAAUUCCGAAAUGUGUGCACUUUUGAAUAGUUACCAGAAUUCCUUCUGUAUUCUGUAGUGGACCACUUUUCAUGUGCUGCCCAUCAACGUGUUAUGUGUUCAGGGAUGCAUGGUGAAUCUGGCAACCCUGGUUUUUGGAGAUAUUUGUAAAUAAUUUAAAUCUGUUUGCUGGCAGGUGUAUUUCCUAUUGUAUCUUCUAGCAGUGGUUUUUCCUUUUGUUAUCCUAAUCUAACCUGAAUCUUGCAGUCUCUGAAGUACAUUUUUAUGUUACAAUUGUGUUGCCCUGUGCUAUGCUGCUGUUUAGGUUCUGAUCUUUUGUGGUUUUGAAGGUCUUACCCACCCCCUUUUCUUUAAUUUUCUUUCUCUUUAGUAACAUUGAAAUCUCUGUGGGAGGUCUGGACUUCCGCACUUCAUGUUUCUAAUUAUGUGCCUAGGAUAAACGCUAAUCCAUAUGUACAUGUGUUAUAAACAUGACAUGCACUCAACCCCCAUAGGCCUUUUUUGAGUUUGGCAAAACAUAAUUCACAAAUACAGGCAAAAUGUCUAAGCCGUACAAUACAUGCAGGCUAUAAUCUAUGUAUUAGAAUUCUUAUUUUGUUACUAUCUUGACCUGUAUCUGCUGUUGGAUUACCCCUUUAAGACAGUCUUUUGUUGUCCUGGUGUUUUCUCCUACUGGUUUACAAUACUUAAUUAGUAUUAGUUGCAGAUGUUUGCAUUGUUAGCAUAAUCUCAAUCAUUGCCCUUUUAAGGAGGGGGCAGGGGGGGAGGAAGAUGUGCACAAAACGCCUAGUAGAUGUUAAUAUGGUCAUGCUUUUGUUUUUGCAUAAUUAAAAUUAAUUUUAAAAAAAAAUUUUAAACCCAAACCCCUUCCUUAUGGUUUUGCAAUUUUAUUUAUUGUUUGCAAUUCUGCGCUUAUUGAAUAGCUGUCAUAUAUGUUGGUACAGGGGUAAUUGUGAUUAAAGAUUGGAAGUAUUGUCAAGUAAUCUGGUCAAUAACAAAGUAGCAUUCAACUAGCCACUCUCCAGUGUGCCACUAUGAAAUUCGUGCUGCAUUUAUAAGAUGUGGUAAAAUAGACCUCUUAUAUUUGCAUAGAGGUGGCCAAUUCUCUGCCAUAUAGCCAGCAUUCUGGAGAAGCUUUAGGGGAGUAUGUGGAAAUUUUCUAAGGGGUUUGGUACCAGUGAGUGUGAAUCUUAAAGCUUGUUUCUUGGUACUUCGUGCAUAUGGAGGAUUUAUGUGUUUAUGUCUUUAAUUCUCAAGAGAUUGCAGGUUCAUUGAGAUCAGAAAUCACAGUAUUCUUGCCAGCGUGAAUGUUGGGCUUUCCAAUAUUGCCGUCAGGGGAGAAGGGAUGGAGGAUAUAGAAAAUCUCGCUAUCUAAUGGGACCAUGUCUUAAGGAUAGGAGAGACCGUAUGAUGGCUCCCUGCAGUCUUCACCUGUGGAUGUGGUGGCAACCAGGGAAGGGUAAAAGCACAUAGUCUCAAAUUCUGUGUAAAUCCAUAUUUUCUAGGGAGAAGAUAUAGACAAUUGUAUGAUGUGUUGCAUGUGGAUCACAUUAUGGUAUAUAGAUAUGUAGGGUAAUCCUAAUUCCACCUUCUUUUAGGUUGUGUAAGAAUACUACAUUUUAAUCUCGCUUUGCGAUUGUUCCAGAAAUGAAGGCGCUUUGUAUAAGGGAGAAAAAACAGGUUGGGAUUACUACAGGCAACGUGUGUAAAUGAUGUAGAAUUCAAGGGAGGAUAUUUAAUCUUAAGAGUUAGUAUUCUAUUUAGGCAUGUUAUAUGUGGGAGGGCCCAGUUUUUUGUAAAUUUUUUGAAGUCUGUUGUAGGAGUGGCGUGAAGUUAAGGUCAAACGUUUUGGCCAAGUUAGAGAAUGGUUUAGUUCCCAGGUAGGUAAUGGAGUCCUUAACACAUUUACAUGGAAUAAGCAAAAACAAUAUUACAAGAUUUAUCGUGGUUUUUGAGUGGAGCGCUAAAAAUAUUGCAUGCAAUAAUUGCUUACCUCUAAUAAACUGAUGCAAAGAAAAAUAAAACCAAACUAGUGCAGAUGGUAUUUUACAACGUGCAAAUGUGCAUACGCAAUAUAGGAGGCUGCACUCACAAUUUUCAUAGCCUGAGUGAUAAGGCUCUUCAGAAGAAUUCCACUCUCAAGGUAAGUAAGCAGAGACAAGAUAGGGGAUAAUGGUGUAGUGUAUCUAUAUAAAUAGUGAGCUUAAAAUCAGUAUAUAAAACUCUCACCUUACUUUAGAGCUUUGUAUUGCCUUGGCUUUAAGGUGGAAACACUUGGUGUCAGAUUGUUAGGUGACACCCCCAGACUGGAACCUGGAGCAAGAUAGAUUACCAGUUGUGCUAAAAAUUGGAUAUCUAUUAGAUAAAACCAUAAAUGCAAACAUUUAAAACACAUGCAAUAUGCACCCAUCACAUUGACUUCUUUUUGAGUUAUUCUUGUCUUUCACAUUUACACGGAAACGUGGAGUUUCACAAGUUUAACAUUCUACAUCUCUAAGUAGGUGACAGGCAUCCUUUUGAUCUACAGAAACUAUUUUAAUGUGUUUUAUUAUUAUUAUAAAUUCCGUAGCGCUGUACAAUGGUUUAUUUUUAUUUUAUUUAUUUUUUUAAAAUUAAUUUAAUCAUGCAUAUAGGGUACACGUAGGCAAGCAAUGCCCCAACAGCUGUUGCUAGCUUAACAUUCAACAUUAGAAAACAUUUGUUGGCAUCUAUUAACAUAGCACUUUUUAUAUUUUAUAAGUACGUUAUACAAGACAUAUAUCAGCCAGUGAGCCCCUUGUGGGUGUGGAAAGAGUGGAAGUCAGUUUGGUGAUACCCACAAUGGGGUUGUGCCUCCUUCCUAUAGACUGUGUGGUGCAUUAGAGUUGGUUACCCGGCAGGAGGGGGGUGGUAGGGAUUUGUUAGCGAGAGUGUUUACUCUGCCAUGCGGUGUGUUGGGCAACAGUUAACAAGUGUUAAUACAUCCUCUCUUUGUGCUUUCGUAGUGCUUGCGUAUGAAACUGCUUGGGUUGAUCACAUAAUAGGCUAAUGGACUUUGCAAGUAUAUUACGGGUUGCGCAAUAAGAAAAAAUUAAUUUUUUUUUUUUUUAGUAGAUUUGAAACAUAAACAAAGGAGAACAUAGAUGUAUAUAAGAUUAAACAUUCUCUAACUGUGGUAGACAUGGUGUGUGAUGAUGGUGGAUUACAAAAGUCCCCUUGGGUGGUUGAGCUUCUGCUCCCUCAAGUGGGUGAGCUGUUAGGUGAGACUCUGUGUUUUCCUCUCGGGGUAAAUUCCAGAAUGGUAGCUGGGUUCAGCUGGGACAGUCCUGUUCCAGUUGGCGGUAAGGCCCGGCAUACUCCUGUUGAUUGUAGGUGUGCUUCCAGCUCCUGAUAUGGUUUAGGUAGCCGGAACAUACCAUCUAGCUUCAGGGAUUUUGCCAGUUUUGGUGGUAGCAAGCCUCCAAUGAAGCACUGUAUGUAGUGGGGCAGGUCAGCAAUGUCGACAGUCAGGUAUCCCCUUGACUUUCAGAUUUGUAUCGCCUUCUCUGAUCCUCCAUAGCGUCUAGCCUAUCUGAUGUGGCUAGUUGCUGCCGUGCCAAGUCUGCUACCUGCUGUUCCACCUUGGUGAUUCUGGUGUCGUGGUUACUGGAGUUGGCCUCCAGCUGUGAGAUUUUUGAUGCGGCCCCUUCAAUGGCCUCUUUAAAGCAAGCCAUGUAAGUUGCUAGGUCUUUGCGGAGAUCUGCCAGCAUCCUUUUAAUUUGGUCUGCAGUGACCUGGUCCCCGGUCUUCUGUGGUGCUGUUUUGCAGUCUGUUGUGGGCUCAAAGGGUGUUCCUUCCAGGAGGUCUGAUGUGAACUCCUCCAAGGAGUAGGAGGUAAGGUCGCCGGCAAGCGCCAUUUUGGACCACGCGGCCUGCUGCGAGUUCUGCAGCAUGUCUCCGAUGUCUCUCCCUUGGGAGCUUUUGUUCGCUUUUGGUUUUUUUUGUUUGUUUUGCGGCCCAUAUUGUGUCUGCCGGCUGUAGUGAGGUUUGUGGGGUAUUUGAGCCCUGGAUUCCACCAUAAAAGCCUCGUUAGGGUAAGUUAGAGCUGGUGCUCCGAGAUUUGCUACCGCUUUGUUGCACUGCUAGCUCCGCCCCCCUGUACAAUGGGUUCUUGAUGACCAACUAGGCAAUUGUGAAUGGUUGUCUCCACAGGCACACUAUAUCAGUAAUGGUAGGUAUGACUUCUUUCUACUCUUGUCUCUUUUUAAUCUUAAAGUAUCUUUGUCAGUUGUGGGACAUUUGCAAUUUUAUUUAUUUUCGGUGUGUGUGUGUGUGUGUGUGUGUGUGUGUGUGUGUGUGUAUAUAUAUAUAUAUAUUUUUAUAUAUAUAUAUAUAAUGUGUGUCUGUAUCUCAUGCAGAAUAUUUAAACUACAUACAUAUAAAUGUUCUCAUAAAAAAAUGUUUAUAUCCAGAUAUACUGUCCCUUUAAGGUAGUUUAUUUUUUUUUUUUAUUAUUAUUUAUUUAUUUAUUUAUUUAUUUUAAGGGUCUUGACUUUAUGGGGUUGAAUGUAGUCCGGACUGACAAAUUUUAAAGUAAAAAAAACACAUGGAUUUUUUAUAUUUAUUAAAGGCAAAUUUGGGUGAGAAUUAGUUUUACUAACAAAAUGAGCACAUCUCAUUUAGUACAAUCCAUUGUCUACUUUUAAGAUUUACUCGAAGUACCAUAACCACCUCUGCACAUUCUAACAUUCAGUCCUCUGCUCAGCAACCUGCCUUGCGGCCUCCGGGCUGAUUUGCCAUUAAAUGCAAUUCAUGAAAAAUGCCCAGUUCAAACUCCAAAGUUGAGGUUCAACAUACUUGCUUUUUUCCAGUGCACAAACUCUAGCGACGUUGCUCACCUCUCUACCUCUCGUGGCAUCAUCGAGAGGGCAUGACCUUCUCCAGAAAUGAUCCUUAUUGGAGACCUGAUGCAAUGCAUUUCAGUGCAAUGGAAUCACCUCUAGUAGCUGACAACCCUGUAAUGUAAUCCAAAACAACAAUAUUUUACAUUGCUAAAUUUAAAACGAAAGGAUUCACAGGUUGAGUGUUCUGGGUCAUUAUAGUGGUCCUUCAAACCUUUCGUUUGCAUAACUUUGACCAAUCUCGGCAGAGUUGCUCAACCAAACAAUCUAUAUGUCCACCAGGGUUUAAAAAACUUGAUAUUUGGUUACCACAUGGAACUGCAUUGGUCCUUACACUGUGACUUUUAAUUUGUUUGGUGCAAAUCGAUAUUUGAGUAAAUGUUGGCAUUGGCUUUUUUAUUUAACAUUAUACCAAAUUACCAUUUUCUGCUCUGUCCUUAGCAUAUUGUUGAUUGAUUUUUUUUUUUUUUAAAGUUACAAUCUUUGAUUUGAUGUCCUGCGUCAAAAUUAAGACAACUGUUUCUGCUGAGAGAAUACGUUAUAUCUUUUUGAAAGAAAAAAAAAAAAUAUCCCCCUUUUUUACUGAUUCAUUUGUUGGGUAAUUGUUUAACUUGCACGACUUUUGUGAUUUGGGGUCUACGUUUUGUCUAAAUUAGUCAAGUAAUGAUCGUAGCAGAGUUAGAACUUUUCUAAUCCAUAUGUCUUAAAGAGUACCAGGGUCCUACGAAAUAGGAAAACAAUUUGAUCUUCAAUAGAAAUUUGCAGUCUGCAUUCUUCUCCUGCAUAUGGUAAUCCAGGGACCCAUGUGUUUUAUGAACUAUAAUUCUCAUGAUGCUCUUAUGGCUCGAGGUUUGAACUCAUUCACUGUAAGUCCGAUGCUUGCUCCAAGUGGAAAUUAUUCCAGUUUUACAAAACUCUGUUAAAGAAAUUCACGUUUGUGAAAUAUUUCUCAUGAUGCUGCUUCAGUCUCAAACAUUAGCACUGCCUCAUGGAAAAUGUCUGGUUUCUAGUUGAACGUUACAUUUACAUAGUGGGUUACACACAAGGGUUAAAGGGACACUAUAGUCACCUGAACAACUUCAGCUUAAUGAGGUUGUUCAGGUGAGAACUAUAGCUCCCUGCAGCCUUUGUCAUGUAAACACUGUAUUUUCUGAGAAAAUAGUGUUUACAUUGAAAGCUAUGAACACCUCCAGUUGCAGUCACUCAGAGAGAACCAGAGGGACUUCGGAGUUGAUGGAGGCAUAAUAUGCCUCCAUCCACUCAGAUCUGCUCUCAGCAGAGCACAGGGCAGCACUGUGCACAGCGUCCUGUGAUUCAGUAUUUUCUACCUCUGCAUGCAGACACUGAACUUUCCUCAUAGAGAUUAAUUGAUUAAAUUCAUCUCUAUGAGGAGAUGCUGAUUGGCCAGGGCUGUGUUUGAAUCAUGCUGGCUCUGCCCCUGAUCUGCCUCUUUGUCAGUCUCAGCCAAUCCUAUGGGGAAGCACUGUGAGCAGCUUCAGGCUUGAAUACAGUAAGAUUUUGCUAUAUUUAUGGAGCCAUGAGGGGCCAUGCAGAGCGUGGAGACGCUGAACUGAAGUGCUGCCUACUGUGCAGCACUGAGCCAGGAAGCAUCUCCAGUGGCCACUUGGAGGUGUCCCUAGGGGCAAUGUAAACCCUACCUUUUCUCUGAAAAGGCAGUGUUUGCAUGAAAAUACCUAAAGGCAAUGAUUAUACUCACCAGAACAACAUUUAAGCUGUAGUUGUUCUGGUGACUAGUGUCCCUUUAAGUCAUUUCAUUUAACUUGUCAUGAUUUUUGUUGUGUUUUUUAUUUUAAUUUUUUAUAAUAUUUUAAAAUAUAGUGUUUAAACUUAGCUCAAAUUCCCUUUCCUGUCCGACAUUAUCUGAACAGAUUCCGGAUGGAUAGCAUUAGUCUUGAUGAUUAACAAUCAAGUUGAUGCAAAUCAGAGUAAAAACAAGAAAUUGCCUGCAGCCAUUGUCUGCGCACCCAUCUGCAACUGCCGGAAACAUGCCAAGAGGCCUUACAGUAAUUGUUUACAGCUUAUUCUAGUAUUUGCAUGCUCGCAGUCCCAAACUUGCUAAGUAAUUCCAGGCUCCUUCCUAUUCACAAGUUUACUUAUUGUACACAAGACGCUUUUUGAACUGGAAUUUAAGAGCGUAUUUGUACAAGUGUUUUAUGUAUCUUUCCAAUGCUUCAGAAUUUUAAUAUAUUGGCAUGCAGUGAUGGAGAUCUGGAGAUCCCAGCCAAACUCUUCCACUUAAAGCCAUAGAAAGAAGAAGUGUACAUGUGACAAUAAGAUUGCACGUGCAUUAAAUUCACCGGGAGCCGUAUGCAUAGUCAAUCGUGGAUGCCUGCUAGCAUUGAUUUCUGUUUCGUAUUCUGUGAUGACAAAGUAAUAAGCAUUUAAAUAUACUCUUUGGAGCUGUAAAAAUGAGUGGAAGGAGGAUGUAUAAAGGUAGGAAACGGUUUUCCCCCUUCUACAGCUAUUGAUUUACUAUAAUAAUUACGCUAUUUCAAAGAUUGUUUGCUAAAUACUGUAUGCCGUUCAACGGAUGAACCCAGAUUGCAUUGACCCCCUUCCAGAAAAAAUGCAAAAAGUGAUAGAUAAAAUACUAACCAAUUGCUUGUCCACUCCUAUGAUCUCUUCCCCCCCCCCCCCCUUUUUUUUUUUUUUUUUAUAAAUCUUGAUAUGCUUUAGCAUAGGAGGAUCAGCCAUGAUGUGCGUUGACUUGUGUUAAUGGUCUGUAAUUUCUGCCAGAGAUAGAAUCAGAGUCUCCUUGAAACACCAUAAUUAAAGUUUCAAGUAGUGCCAGAAAAAUGCAGGAAAUGAUGGCACUUAAAAUACUUGGCAAUUUCUUGCCCUCUCUCCUCUUUUCUCCUUUUAUUUACAGUUUGUGGUUACAUCUAAUUUUUCUUCUGACCGGUACCGAAGCCCCAAUAAAGUGUGGUUAAAUGCAACGAUAAUAAGAGACUUUGCAUAGAGGUUCUGAUUAUUUUUUUAAUUGGUUGAUUAUAAAGGUGUAAGUUCUGAGAUUCUGAGAAUUUGACUUUUUGAACUAAGAAUGUAGUUAAGCUGUUUAAAUGCUAUAAAGUCACAAAGCUUAUAGUGGAUCUCUCAGUUCUCGGGGUAUUUACAUAUUUUACAUAGACCUUGGAAAGGUACAUGCCCACUUGGUGUGUGACAACCUGGAGGAGAGGCAAAUGGAUGAUAUUCUUACCUAUGGCUCUCCUUUGUCACUGUUUAUACGCUCACACGUUCAGGUUUUUGGAAAUAGCAGAAUCCUCCGUAGAACUUGUAAUUUUCAAGAAUAUACAUUUUUCUACAGGGACAACCUCAGCCUUUUUAUUUUUUUUAUUUUUUUUUUUUAUUUAUUCCCUCCCCAACUCCUUUCCAACUCUUUUCCAAAAAAUUUGUUUGGUUUCUAUUCAGAAAUGUCCUAAUUUUGAAGGACAUUGAAACGGCCUGAAUUUAGUCUGGAUUUAAGCCAUAUCGAACCCCGUUGAACGUCUGGAAUUCGGACUAGAUACUUCAAAUCCGAGCCCAAACUUUAAAAUAUCCGAACUAUUUGCAGCUUGCUGCCAUCGGGCAAAUAAUUUUAAAAAAAAUCAACAAAAAAACCCAAAAACCUCAGCAGGGUUAGCCUUCGUAAUCCGCUGCCACGGAUUUAAAAUGAAUCAAAAUGCUAUGGGGGGUUGGGGGGUUAAUGUAUUAUUGUGAAGGAGGUUUAAAACCUCUCUAUGCCAACCUUCAAUGGGCAUGUUGUAGGAUAUCUCCUUAUCUGCCAGGAGACAAAUAGUACUUAAAAUAAUUUGUUUGCGGGAAAACAAGUUAACUAUAAUGUGCAAAUCCAGCAUUGUGAAUAUUCCAAAUCCUAUAUUUUGUAUAUACUACUCAAAUUUGAAAGCACAGAUUUUUAUCCGGACACCAAAUGCAUCAAUGUUAUUGCUGCAGAUUUGACUGAGCUGUCCGAAUUCCAAACACAUUUGGCUCUAGUAAAUAUGAGAAUUGCCAUUGCAGUCGGAAUUACUGUGAAAGCACUUGUGUUAGGAUAUGUGUUCAUUACAUAGGAAUUGUGGCUCUGUCAAUGUAAGUAUUUAUUUCAUAUACUACUCAGGUUUUAUGCCAGCGAAAGACACACAAGUGUCAGAACCACGCUAUUUGUUGGGCUAGGACUGGAGCAUCUUUUGCGUCCCCAUGCCUAUCUACGUUAAAUCUUCCAAAACCAAGAGAAAAUUAUAAUUGUAUUACAUAAUUUUCACUUUUCAUGUUAGUAGACUGCAGAAUGAUGAGAUGUGCAACAGUACCCGUUUUUAAUAUGUUUAGAAUAUAAUGAACAGUGUAUUAUAUGACCUAAUGCCACUAAGCAAUGAGACAAAAAUAGUAUAUUUUCUAAACUUAGAUUCAGCUUUCAACGUCCCUUGAGGUUGUGUGUUUUUAUAAUAACCUGUUGAUCUAGAUGAGAACUGUUAUCAUAUCUAUUGGACUGAAUCUCCUAGUCGUUUGAAUGUUUGCCCUAUGAGUUACGUGACAGGUGACAAUACUUUAACAUCUCCACAUUAAAAAGGUUGGCUUGCACUUAACUUCCUCAUGGUGGUGAUGGCAAUUAUCCAGCGUAAUUACUAAUUAGCAUGUCUGUAGUUAGUCAAUAUAUAUUGGUGUGUAGGUGUGAUUCAAGCCUGCAAAUUUUAUACAUGCUCCAUGCCACUAUAUUCCAUUUCAACAGUCCUGUGCUACCCAUCUGGGUUAAUAUCCUAAAAUAUAAAUGAAAAGGUGAAUCUCUACAUAUUUAUUUAAAAGUUGGUUUCCCAAAGUAGCUUUUAUUUCUUUAGAUUUCUGAGCCAUGGGGAGUGGGAAGGGGGGGGAUCCAUUAAAUGUUUUUCAGGAUUGUGACACUCCCUCUGUUCGUUUCUCAUGUGAGAUCAUCAAUCUUGCUAACCUCUCGUCCAGUUAGAUACUUCUCAUAGUAAUUGCCAAUUCAGUGCUUCACAGAGAAGCUGUGGUGACCUUGAAGACCUAGACUCUAGUCAACUGUUUGUCUGACGGCAACUAGAGGCAUGUUUUGGACAAGCGUAAACUUGGCUGUUUCGCAGAAACCACAUUUACAUUGCCCAAGAAGAGGGACAGCAUCCAAACACCAAAACCAGUAUUCUACAUGUGUUAUGGUGCUUAGGGUCCUUUUAAAUACAGUCCAUUAUCAGAAAAGUUUAAUCACAAUUGAGACCUUUUCUCAUGUCGUUGUUUUGAAAGGUACAUUCAGAAUUGUAAAACACUAUGACUGGCAAAACAGUGCCAAAGACUCAGAAAACCUGACUCUGUGGGGCCACCAGAAUUUGGUAGUUCUGCUUAUCUAGAUGUGUCUAUGUUGUAAAAUAAACAUUUUUAUAGUGUGCCCUUUUAUUGAGGAAUGUGUGAACAGAUUGACUUCUAAAACCCUUCUUGUGAUGCCAUGUAACUGAAGUGUAAUUUUAAAGGGAAUCUUUGGGGACACUUUCAAUCGUUGAGGUCUGUCCCAGUUGCUUUCUAAAGACUGUAAUAGAUACGUUAGUUGGCUGGCUGUUUCUAGAAUUCUGGACAGUCUCAGACAGAAACAUAAAUACAGUUUGAAUUUCUAAUAAUAAAAUCUAUAUUUUUAGAUCUUCUAGUUUUAUAGAGGAGUACACUCAUGGUCGUAUUUAAAGAAACAAAACAAACAAGGUCUGUGCUGCCUUGAUACAAAGCUAUUUAAACUUUGCUUUGUAAAUGUCUGUCAAAUUGUGUUGAAAUCCACAAUUUAGUGUUGCUAAAUGGAAGCUUGCUUUUAGAUGUCAAAUGUAAUUUCGAGUUGUAUAGUCUUUUUAAAUAUAUCGUCUGACAGUAUUGUGGUUAUGUUGUGUACCAAGGCAAUGAAACCAGACCUAAAAUUCCACCUAUUUAUAGAUUAGGGAUGGGAGUAAUUGAUCAGUGUGAUUGGUAAGAUCAUUGCUUUCUGCGUUACUAUACUAAAUAGCAAUGUUUCUUUCGCCUGAUGACUUUUAAAGGAACACAAUAGUGUUUGGAAUACAAAGCUGUAUUCCUAACUUUAUAAGAACCCUCUGCCUACCUCUCCCUCGGUGCUCGGUUGGUCUCCGCCAAAGUCAGCUGAUUUGGGGAGGGGGGUCUAAUGUGCAUUUGUGGCAAGCAUCACGCCCAUUAACCUUUUCCUGUAGGAAUCCAUUGAAUCAAUGAUUUCCUAUGUAGAUUUGAAGACGCUGGACUUAAUAAUGUAAAGUGUGAGGAGUAGGACACCUUGUGAAACUCUAGGGUGCGCCUCUAGUGGCUUUCUGAUAGACAAUGAGAUGAAGUGGUCUUGGUGUAUAUAGUGUCUUUUUAAUCUGAUUUGAUCACAGAUUAGGAGGACAUUAUAGGCUAGGUAUACAAUUUUGUAUUGCUAGCCUAGAGUUUCCCUUUAAGAAUAAAAUGGUCUACUUUGUGGGCCUCUUAUGUUUUGUAACAUUUUUUUCUGGAGACUUUUUUGUGAUAAAAUGCUGGCGUGAAAAUGGCCUCCAUUCAUGAGGGCCUUUCUCUCUCCUACAAAAAAGUAACAUUCGCUAUAUUGUUAAAAUGUACGGAAAUACACAUACCUGUACUCAAGAGCAUACUAUAGAACCAAAGCACACAGUGUGUGUGUGUGUGUAUGUAUGUAUAUGUGUGUGUGUAUAUAUAUAUAUAUAUAUAUAUAUAUAUAUAUAGAGAGAGAGAGAGAGAGAGAGAGAGAGAGAGAGAGAGAGACCUUCGUUUCUACCUUGCUUACAAGAAUGGUCAUGUUUACAAGGUUACCCUUUUUACAUCUUUACAGACCCUUGUUUUCCCCUUUCCUAUUGUAUCUGUCUGCAACAAUUGCGGAUUAUUGCUGUGCUCCAAGCAUCCAUAUCCUUCUAGAAUGAAGAAUCAAUGGGAUCUACAUGUCUCAACACCAGCACAGUGCUCUUCAAAAUAGUUAAUCACCAGGUGCAAGUCCUGGAGAUGCAUGCUGCUCCCCCUGCACAAUGAUAGUUCCAUAUGUAUUUUGUUGUUUUCUUACAGACUUUCUCAGACAGACAUGACUUGUACAGUUGGAAUGGAGUUCAUACACCUUAUAUUUUGUUUGCACUGUAGUUUUAAUAUGUACCCACUCUGUUUGUUCUUUGGAUACAAUUCACACCCUAGAGAUAUAUUGUGUUAUAGUAUUAUUCUUUCUUCAGAGGAUGUUUCACUCUAGUUAUGUUUUAAAGCCUGUGUCUUUUCCAUUAUUCUUUAUUAAUACUUAGAGACUCAAAUGACCUGGUUCUCCGCAGACCAGUUGUGGUACUAAUUGUCUCCUUUUGCCUUUUAUAACUUUUAGUAUGUACUGUUAAGCCGGUAUGCCUCCCCAUCUCACAUCAUGAUUUACUUUUUUAUAUUUAUCUGUAUAAUUUUUUUUUUUUUUUUUCCACUUGUACCAUUACAAAGAGAAAGUAGAUCUAUAAGAUUAAAUGGAUCUCACCUCUCAAAGACAGUCCAAUGCCAAAAUGCUUGCAAACCUGUCUGUAUGAAUGACAAAGCAGAUAUCCUUGCCAUUCAUUUUGAUCAUCUUUGGGCCUGGUCAGUGAGGUGUAGCUAAUAGAUAUCUAGGCACAGUGAGUACGUUGUCCGUAAUUAGAUUUUUGGAAGACCAUAGGCAAAUGAGUCAUAAACCGAAAAUAUAAAAUGCUCAAUGGCUCCUUUUGUUAGUGAGACUAGUCUAAUAAAAAUCUGGCCUAGGUUCUGUCUGGAAGGGCAUAAGUGAGCGAAAACUUGUUUGAGAUUAACUGUAGGGCAGGCUAUGAAGUUUUCAGUUCUCUCAUAUCUGCUUUUUAUUUUAUUUUUUUAGUAGCUCUUACUUCUUCACAUCAGAUUUCGGAAUGUUUUAUUAUUCCUGAAUUUAUUACAUCAUGCUGAGCUGACAGGAAUUGUUAUUCUAUCACAGAUUUAUAAACUUUGAUCAUGGAAGCUUUUACACCACUUUAGUACAUGAUCUUAAAGAGAUCUCCCCAUCCAUAAAGAAUAUUCUCAUUUCUUUUCUAAUGGAGGCACAUACCGUUAAGUGAUGCUGUAGCCAGUUCCUAAAGCAGUUACUUGUGACAACUGGUCAAUUUCUUUCAUAAGCAGCAGAGAUUGCAUCUUUCUCUGUAAACCUGAAACUAGUAAAAUACAAUCUGAUUUUGACUUUAAAACUUUGGAAAUGCUAUACACCUUGUAUCAGAGAUUCCCAAAUUUCAAGUGAAACUAAACUUGCUAGAAUGUCUUAUUGUGGUUUCCAUGCAUUUAAACAACAACAAAAAACACACCUUUCCUUAUAAGCUACAUAUGCGUAUAAAGCCUUGUGUAAAGUGACCGUCUCGGAGGGGGGACCAGCAUAGCACAUACUCUUUCAUAGUUUCAGUAAAUCGCUUGCACAUCCAGAAAUGAGUGUUCUUCUUAAAAGGUGAAUUAAAUCCCAUGCAAGCUAACUGAAUCUGUGCUGCAGAUUCACAUAUAUUGUAUUGUUUUUUUCUGUAUUGGACUGUAUAGCUUUCAGUAGAAAGCAGAACGAUAAAGGGUAUUUAAAAUAUAAAAUAAAAAAAUUUAUUUAAAAGGGGUUGUGCGGUGGGUGUGUCCCUUUAACAGUUGCCUGUGACCUUUUAUUUAAUCUACAUCUUCUUUAACCAUUUUCAGUAGACCGUAGAUACAUUUACAGAUUCUUUUUGUCCUUAUCCUACACUUAAAUUCUGGUAAGACAUUACUAAAGUCUAAUCUUGCUAAAGGUUACAAGUUAGUGAGUAAAAAAAUAGCAUUACUAGUCCAUUGUAUAAAAAAAAAAUUGAUUGUGUUAUGAUGCACGUUGGUGAACAUUUGUGUGUGUGUGUGUGUGUGCGUAUAACCUCGUCGCACAAAAACACGAUUUAGAUAAAAUUGUUACCACAAGAAAACGCUAAAGAGCUUCUGGAUGAGCUGCUAACUGAUGAUAAAAACAGACCAUAUUUUUGAUUACGUCUCCUUCCAAGAUAUUCUUUUGAUGUAAGGGAAUGCAUAGACAUGAUUAUUAUAACAUAUGGUAUAUAACCUUGAGAGCAGAUAGAACUCCGGGGCUAUUACAUGUUUUAAAAUUAUAAUUUUUUGCAUGUGAAAUUCUGGACGUUAAUGUGACUAGGGAAUAGAAAGCAUAGACAUUUUACUUUAUUUCCCUAUACAUGUUGGUUUCUGGAUGGCCACAUGUAUUUUAUGUUAACUUUUUUCACACAGCUGAACAAGCAUUGUACAUGGCACAAAUGAAAAACUAUAGGUAUAGUGGACCUUUUUUCCCCACCCUUCUUAAAAUUGCAAGUCAAUAAAUGUAAGUUUUUCUUUAUUUUAUACUUUUUAUGUAUUUUUUUUUUUUUUUGAUUUUUUUUGUGUGUGCAGUUUUUAUAUAAAAUUAUAUCCAUUUUGUAUGCAUUUUUAGGUUUUUGCUUCCUCUGUUUCCUUGAUCAGAAAGAAAAAUGUUUUUGUCAAAUGAAUAGCCCACCCAAUAUGUUAAAAAUAAACUUCCAGAGCUUCCUGUUUUUUAGUUUGUCUAGUUCCUAAGCAUCACAUAUUUAUUUAUAUAUUUAUUUUUUGGUCAUUAUUACUGCCUUUUGUAGACUAUACAGACAUAAGAAGCAUUUCCUAAACUGUUGCUCUUUAAAUAUUUUCUAUUAGAUCUCUUGAUCUAACAUUCCGUUCGUGUUUUUCAACCAGAUAACACAACAUAUCACAUGAUCGCUCAGAAUAGUACAGCGUUGCCAUGGUAUUCGAUGACUACCUCAUUGCAAUAUAUAUGUUGCCAAUAUGCAUAUUGUGCCAGAUCAUUAGUGCUGCCAACAGUAUCUUGGGACCAUGGAUGUGCGUUCACUUUUACUGCUUUUCACAAACCUCGUGUGUGGAUCAUGUAUUCACAACCAACCACCACCUAUCAACCAUUCAAACCUUUUAAUUGGUUGGACAUGUUGAAGAUCCUUUCCUGAUGGCUUAAUAUUUUGCUAAUCUUCAACUCCUUUGAUUUUUCAGGUGUAUCUUAUAUAUGUUGCAUAACAAAGGUUUCUUCUGUUAACAAUUCAAGAAUAUCUGGUUGUUCAAUUUAAGAACACAGACCUAAUUGAUAAACGUUUGCUAAACAAUGGAUUUUUAAUUUAUUUAUUUAAAACCAUAUCCUAGCUCAGGGCAAAUGCACAGUAUGGGUUUGAUGCAGUGGUUAUGGUUCUAGGCAGCUUAUCUUUGAAUUCUCCUUCAGUCUACACGGUACCCACUGAGCCGUACAAGUACUUGUAAGACAUGGGUAUACUGCUGGGUGUUUCAUUUUUGAUGGUGGAGUCACAUGCAGGAACUCAGCUGUGAGCGUGUUAGUUUAGGUUGCGCUGCAAAGGGAUGAGCACACUUAUCGCAAAGCUCCCUCAAAUGAAGAACAUUGUCAGGAAUGGCGUGAGCAAGUAGUGCUUUUUCAAACCAUACUUGAUGGCUUAACAGGAAGCGGUGGCCUUAGGUUGAGACCGGGUGCCACAAUUGAUCAGGAAAUGACAAAACACUGAGGGUUUCCAAUGAAAGUUCGCACUUUUUCCAAAAUACUAAUAUAUAUAAAAUAAUUUUAUUUAGUAUAUAUUUAUAUAUAUUGUGUAUAUAAUAUUGUUUGUGCAUUCUAAAUUUGCUUUUUUUGUUACUAUAAUCUCUUCAGCCCGAGUGAGUUAUCAAAUAUCUGUGAUGUCUAGAUUUUCAUUCUUGGAGGACAAACAGACUGUUUAGACAGAGUGAAAAAAAUCACCCUAAAUUUACAAUGUUUUUAUUUUUUUUAAUUUUUUUUUCAUUUUUGGUUGAGGAUAUAAAUUGGUGUCUGUGGAUACUGUGCCCAGGUUUGCAUCCAUGGUGAGAUACAGUGUACUGUUUCCCAUUCUGGAGUAUUGCAAAACAAAAUAUAAAUACCAUAAAACCAUUCAUUUCAGUGCCAGCCUUUUAACUAGUAAUAUCUUUCACAGUUAAAUCCAGAGAUUACCUCUAGAAAGAUUCCCCAUGAAUUCAAUUCCGGUGUAACUAACAAUAGACAAACCCCAGAUUCAACUCUGGUAUUCACCUCUAUUACAUUGAUAUUGUUAUAAUAUGGACUUGUUCUGGCUCCUGUUUAAGAACCAUACAGACUAUCCGAAUUCUGCCAAAUGUUGGCUUUCCUAAUCAUCGGAAACCUUAAUAAGUCAGUCCCUACUUGACAGGAGUUUAUCUAUUUGUCUCAAUGCUGUAAUGCUCUAAUGUGUGUUUGAGGCUUAUGACCAUAAGAUUUAUUUUUUGCUCUGCGCUUGAAUACCUUACCAGUAAAUGUGGUUAGAUGGUACAUAGCAGUGUUUGGUAUAAUUAAAGAUUGUGUGUUCUUGGUAUACAUCUUUAGACCUGCUAUUACAUGUCCUUGGCACAGUCCUGCAGCCUGGCAUCCUGUCUCAUUUGUUUUAUCAGUCACCAGCUGGCUUUGAUCAAUCCUGGUGUGGUCAGACUCGCUAAAAGGAGAUCCACCUGUUUUAACCUAGCCAAUAGUGUGUGUUUUUUUUUGUUUUUUUUUUAUGUGGUUCUAGACCACACAGUGCUUUUAAUAUUUGAUAAUUAAACAAUAUUAAAAAAAAGUUUUGACACUGUGCAGUUUAAAAUUAAGAUUUGUAGGUGUGAUAGCCUUUUCCAGGUAGUAAAACCUGUAAAAUAAAGUGUAAUGUACUCUACUUUUUUUAAUAUAUUUUUAAAAUUAUUUGUAGAACACAGAACUCAAGCAAUAUGUGUCCAUUGUAUCUGUAAAAGAGUCCUUUACUAAAGUGAAUUUGAAAUGUGCUUUCAAUUUGGCUACACUGGCCUUAAAUUUGAAAUUCACCUUUGAAUUCUUGGUGUAAGAACCCUAUGUCUUGGAGGGGAUGAUUAUUUAUAUAUAUUGUGUGAAGUCAAAUAAAACUUUUGUCUUGGAAUCAGGAAAAAAAUGUUUUUCCGCUUCCAUUUGUAAACAAACGCAUUUCCUGUGCAGGAGAUGUACGCAGAAAAGUCCAGUAAAAAUGACAUUUGCAUAUACAUGAUGUACUUACUGUAAGCGUUGAGGAAGCUGGCUUAGAUCUUAAAGGGACACUAUAGUCACCUGAACAACUACAGCUUAAUGUAGUUGUUCAGGUAUGAUCUAUAGCUCCCUGCAGGCAAUCUAAUGUAAACACUGUAUUUUUAGAGAAAAUACAGUGUUUACAUUGAUAGGAAUACCUUCAGUGUCCGUCACUCAAACGGCCACCAGAGGGACUUCCUAUCAUGUAGGGCCCUAAAAAGGCCCUGUACAUGUCAGAUGUAUUAAAAUACGUCUGACGUGUGCAGGAGAGAGAAGGCACUGUGUGCGCGCAUUCUCUCUCCUGCCUGUCAGCAGAGGAGAGGGGGCGGGCAAAGACCCAGCACACGGUGCACAUGUGCGUUAGUACGCUCAGGACUUCAGAGGGCGGCAUGAAUGCCGCCCUAUGAAGUAUGUGCGGUGAAGCCGCGCAUGCGCACAAGGGAGCAAUGACGCUUCCAAAUGGAAGCGUCUGAUUGCUCCCUGCUCACACCCGCCUAUUUCAUCAUUUUUACGAAAUAGGGGGUGCGGCUUCACGAGGCUCCCGGCACUGGAACCAGGUGAGUAAAAUCCUCUGCCUGGAGAGUCCCUUUAAAUUCUAACACUUGUAUACAAAGUAAUAAGAUGUGAUUAAAAAAAAAAAAAAAAAUUCAUGCAGGCUGUGUAAAUGACAGCCAGGAGAGGUGUGACUAGGGCUGCUUAAACAAAUUAGAUUUAACUCCUAAUGGUAGUGAAUGAAGUAGAAAGCCUGCAGAGGCAUAAUCUUAUCUACUCUACUCUAAAACUGCUUCAUAAAGCCAAUUUUAUUUUUGUGCUUAGGGUAUCCCUUUAAAAAAUAAUAAACUUUCUGCAGAAUAACUGCAAAAUGAAAAGAUAUGAGAUUUAGUUGGAGCUAUGUGUAGUGAAAUAUAAUUUACAAAAAUCAGUGUAAUUUACACAGAUAUAAUCUGACAUUCCCAUCACCACACACACACAUAUAAUAAAAAUAGUAAGUCUUACUAGUGUGAAAGACUGCUAUUAUUAUAAAGUCACUGAAAAUUCUCAAAAAGUUUAUGAAGUCAGGAAGUGACUAGGCUUCUACAAACUGGACAGGUUGGGUCUAUUAAGUUACAAAGUUUGCUAAGCAAACUUUAUAAAAACUGCAGAUCAAAAAUGCGCGAAUGUUUAGCACGAUUAUAAAAGUUACUCCCUUGAUACUGAUUUAUUUAGAGCUGGAUUUAAUGGCUCUGCUACCCCAAGAAUGUUUUUUUUUUUUAAUUUAUUUAUUUUUUUAAUUAUUAAUAUGGAUUGAAAAUACAUGUCCUGAGCCAUUGGAAUGAACAAACAUUUCUAAAAAUGUUGACUUUUUUUUUCUUUUUUUGACUUUGAUAUUAAAUUUAUAAACAAAAAUCAACAUGGAGUGUAAAAUGUGGGGUGGUGGAACGAGUAGUAAGUUAGAGAGAACACACAGGUAUGACUGUUUAAAUCGGUUUGCCUGUUGAAGGAAGGUUGUUAUUGAGUGUCACUGCAGGUUAUCUACAUCGAAGUGUGAUGGAUAACACAAUAGGCAUGAAAUGUAAAGCCUGUAAUGAAUCAUCAGACUAGCGUUCUUUGUUACUCAAGGAUGGAGAACUGCACGUAGGAAGGAAGCUAUAUUCUCAGAGACCUGCUGCAAGGGGCCUGCAGCCAUUCUAGUGAGGUGCUUGUCAGGCGUAAAGCUAGACAAAGCCAUGUAAAACUAUCAAAUUGUCUUUUAAGCAUCUGAAUGUUGUAAAAGUUCCUUGCGGCCACUUUAAAAAAAGUGCUAGGCAUACCUCCCAACAUUCAAAUGGACAUAGAGGGACACUUUAAUUUUAGGGGUUUGAGGGAGGAUGGCCAGUUGUGCAGUUCUAAAGGUGGUAGUAUUAUAUUUUUGUUAUUUUUUUUACAUACUAAUAAAAAAAAAAAUAGUUUAGAAAUAGAACAAUGUACCCUAUUUACACAGACUGAUUUGUCAACGCAUGAAUUGUAGUUUAAAGACACAUUGCUGUGCGUUUUAUUGCUACGGAGCUCUGAUAUAAACUCAGACACACAAACAAAUGGAGCUUCUAGAAAAGAGGGACUGAGGGAUUUGGGCCUUCAUAGGGACUGUCCAUCCUAAAUAGGGACACUUGGGACGUAGGUUUAAGUGUUUUCGUAUGUUCUCAUGUAUUGUACAUGUAGAGUCUGAAAGGUACUGGUUAGACAAUGCCACAUUUAAAUUUACAUCAAUUUAAAUCUCAUUUAUUAAACAUUACAAUACAUAUUCUAACAAAAGUCUCAAUGUAUUCCUUUCAUGUAUCUCACAGGACGUGUUUUUUUUUUUUUGGUGUUUUUUAAAGCAUUUUAGAAGACAAUACACCAUUUUGAAAUCAUUUUUCAAAGCAUUGCAAUAUUUUUUUUUUAUUUUUUUUUAUUUUUUUUCUUCAACCUCACUAGUAAAUUAGAUUUUUGUACAGUACCAUUAUUUUUUACUAGUGGUUACAUUAAGUUUUGUGGUCCAUUGAUGCUUAAAGAGAAUGCUUUAAUUUGUAUAGACCUAUAAAGUUACUUGCAGAUCUUGAUGUUUACAUACAAAACUACAUUUUUAUUUUUUUUAAUUUAGAUUAAGAUUUUGUAAAUAUAGUGCUUAACUGGCUUUUUUUUACAAAACACACCUGAUGUGGUUGGGAAGUGAUUGUUUUGUAUGCAUGAUUUUGAAAGGAAUUUGCUAUAUCUGUUUAAUAUCAAGCAUCAUGUAAAUCUAAGAAUGCUGUUAACAUGGUCCAAACAUCAAGCUUAAAACUAAAAGCUUAAAAAUUUAAUUGGUUUCAAAUGUGUUUGCCAUUUGCUUUUAGCAAGCUAAUUAAGGGGGAAAUGGAUAAUAAACAUACCUUUAUUCCAGCACCGCACCGGUCAACUGGCACUGGCUCCACCACCACUCCGUCUCCUUGGUUGAGAUCAUCAGAAUUGACAAUCUUAGCCAAUCCAGUGCUAAUAGGAAAGCAUUGAGACUAAAUUGCACACUGGACAAAACGAUUCGUCAAUCAGCAUCUCCUAGUAGAGAUGCAUUACAUCGUUGCAUCUCUAUGGGGAAUGUUCAUGCCUCACUGUACAGCACCACCCCAGUAAGCACAUCUAGUGGUAGUCUGAGUGACUGCCACUAGAGCUGUCCUCAGGCAGUAAUGUAAACACUGCCUUUUACGCUGUAGUAGUUCUGGUGACUAUAGUGUGGCUUUUUUUUCUUUUUUUUUUCUUUUCCAGAAAAUAUUAUUUAAAACCGAUUUUCUUUUAACGUAGUGCAUGUUAACUCUGCAGACUCAAGUUCAAUUAACUUGGAUUAAUGGAAUUCGGGAUUAAUUUCGUAAAAAAUUUAAAUGUUGCACGAAUACACAGCCUUAAUGCUCCAUAACUAAUCCAUAUUUUUAGUUAAGAAAAAGACCUUUAUCCCAUUUUUCUGUAAAUCUGUGUACACAUAUUGAACACUUUCAAUUUAAAGUGUGAGAUUGAGCUAUUCGUUCAUCUUGCAAUCAUUUUAUAUUUAUCAUUUAUAAUGGUAUAUUAUGAAAUCCGCUCUUAAGUAACAGUUAAACAAAUCUGAAAAGUUAUUAUUCCAUAUAUGAAAUCAUUAUAACCAGGAAGGAUGAGUCUCUUUUAAAAAUCAUUUAAAUAGUCUUACUGCCUUGUGAUUUAAGUCAAACACACCCUUAGUGUAGUUAAAUAAGAAAUAUAUAUAUAUAUAUAGAGAGAAUUUUAUAAUGUGACAGUCUCUUUGAAUUCCAGACAAGUUGCACUGUAGUGGUUUCUUCACGAAACACUGAAUUGUAGUAAAUUGAAAUCUGAAUUGUAAAAAUUGGGCUAACAUAGAUAAGCUGAGACUAUAACUUUGAUGCAGAAUUAUUCAAAAUGUGCCCCUGUUACCUAAAUUUUGCAAUUUGGAUAUUAAUCCAGCUAAUUGUUUAGUAAAUUAUCGUGUGUGUGUGUGUGUGUGUGUGUAUAUGUUCAUGUGUGUUUUUAAAUUGUUUUCUAAGUUUCUAAACUGGAAAAGGGCCUAAAUGUUCCACCAAAAAUGACAAACAUUCAAAAAUCAGCAGUUGGCAAGAUUGAUGGUUGCUGUGUGCUAUGUAAUGUAUGCAUCAAAAAUCAUUUUGCCUUAACAGUCAGCAUGCGUGAACAGAUCUUGGGCAAGAGCAAAACGCAAUGACAACUUUUUUUUUCUUUUCUCAUAAGGUUACAUGUAGAGUAAAGAUACAAACACUAAUUCCUAUCGUUCUAGUGUUUCUGUAAAGCUAAAGCCAUUUUGCUCACCCUUAUUAUUCCCCUAGCUUGCUGAUAACGCAACUGCCGCCACUCCUGUCCUGCAUGCGUUCCUACAAUCCAGUGCUUCUCUAUAAGAAGCAUUGAAUUAGAGGAAAUUUCUAAGUUCACCCAAGACCUCAGCGGGUAUGCUGACAUGUUAGAAGCAGAUGCAAUAGAAGAGUCUUGGAGGUAGAAACAGAGGUUAGGAAAGGUAAGUAAUCUUAUUUAUUUGUAUUUAUUUUUUAUUUUUUGCAGCAAGUGUGGUGGACAGUGCUGGCAGCAAUAGAAGGGAACAUCUUGUCCUGAGAAACGAUUAUUUAAAGGCGUAACUGCCAUCAGGAAGAAAGUGACCAUAUUUCUGCUCAAUUUAUGACAAAAUAUGUUCAAUGCAGUUGCCUUAUUCAGGCUUCAUAUAGUACAGCUAAAACUGUUUUUCCCCCAUACAACUAUUGUGUAAUCAGAAUUAAGAAAGUUUCGUAGAAUACUAAGAAAAACAUUUUUGGCACACAGGGCACUUGGUUAAACUGUAUUCUUGUAAGUUGUAAACUGACUCACCCCAUUGGACGGUCCUUUGAACUCUGUGCACUUUACUUUGGGACAUGAUCCAGACUGAUUGCUCUCUUUCUCAAAACAGAGGUUAACAAACAUAACGGACAAUUUAUAUAUAAUUCUAUCAAGGAAGGUGCUGUCCCAGGAUAUAUUAUAUCUUUAUCAGGUGAAGUAAAAAACAUUUCUUAUAUAGUUGCAAUGGCAUCUGUCAAGGGGUGGGAUAUAUCUGGCAGCAACGGAACAGUACGUUAUAGCAUUUCAUGUGUUGGAAGCAGGGAAAAUGGACAAGUGAAAAGAUCUGAGUGACUUUGACAAGGGCAUCAGAACUGGACCUUGGAGGCAAGAUUGCUUGGCCUAAUGAAUCAGGUUGUAUUUUAGAUCAGGUGGAUGUGCACUUACAUGAUUUACCAUGUAAAGUGCUACGGAAUAUGCUGGCUCUAUAUAAAUACCAGUAAUAAUACCAAGGAAAGACAUGGCAGCAGGAUGUGAAGAAGGCAGGCAGUGUUUUGCUCUGGACAAUGUUCUGCUGGGAAACCUUGGGCCAUGACAUUCAUGUGACUGUUACUUUGACAUGUACUACCUACCUUGAGAUUGUUGCAGACAACGUACACCUUUUCAUGGUGGUGGUGUUUUCUGAUGGCAGAGACCUCUCUUAUCAGGAUAAUGCACCCUGCCACACUGCAAAAAUUGUUCAGGAAUGCAAGCAGAAGGUCUCUGAUAUCCUCAGCCUGAUCUCUCGUCACAUAGUAAUGUCAAAUUCAUCAAAAUUUGGAUGGCAUUGAUUCCCUCAGUGUAACAGUUUAACCACUCAUAUAAUCCUUAUUGUGUAAAUUGACAUUAUAUUUUUUUGACAAUCUUUAUUUUUCAAAAGGAUUUAAAUGAAAGAUACAUAGUAUAGACAUUUACUACACGGUGAACUGAUCAAUGUAGAACAGAUCGUAUGAUUACUUAUUCUAUCUUGGGUGCGGUAUGUUUGAGUGAGCCUAAUACCAUAGGGUAGUUGUAGUAGAAUUUCUUACCCCCUUGUGAUGUGCGUGUAUAAACAGUGCGUAUUGCCAGGCCUGCUGGUGUACAGAAGGACAAAAGACUUAUAAAAGGGUCUGUUUUCUUGUGUAUAUAUGGGAAUCAACUUUAGGGGACAGGGGGGUUGCAUGUGUGUUGUCUUCAAGAGGAUGUUUGAAGUUUGUGUGAGUAUGCCUGGACGUUGGUUGGCUAUUAGAUGGAGGUUCACCUGCGGUGGGAGUGAAUCGUUAUUGUGGACUAAAGUACCUCCCCUUUCAAUCUGGUCAGAUUGAUCUUCUGUUCGUCUUUUGUUAGUAUUGGGGGGUGGGAGAAAGAAAUAAGAAAAAGGAGGUUUGGGGGGAGAGGGAAGGAGCCCUAUUAGGCAGUGCCUGUGUCCUGUCUUGAGCUCCGCUGUCUAUCUCCCUCUGGCUCCUGUCUGUCUCCCUUUCCAGGGGUGGUAUCCUUGGCUGGUCCUCGGUUGUUAUUCAGGAGUAAAUUGACAUUAUUAAUGCAAAACUGCAUUUGUGAUCUGGAGAGCAAGGAAUCCAUCCCCAGCCACAGGGGUACCUAUGACUUACGUUGAACUGCUCAUAUGGUUUGAUGCCGCCACAGCCUCCAAACUCCAUAAGGUGCUUAGUCUUUAAAAUUUUGUGACGUUUGCUGACAUUCCGUUUGUUUUUUAUUUUAGGGAGUAAACAUUGUUCUCAUUCUAUAUCCUCCUCGGAGAUUUGUAUCAUUCUGCUUUAGUGGCUGAACUUGCCCUUUUUUCAGCUCUGGCAAACACCUUUUCAUAUUUAUAAUCUUCUGAAGAGGAACCUAAUUAACCUUGCUCCUGCUUGAUCGGGUCCUAUUUAAUGGGUUUGUGAUGCCUUUUAAUAAUGCAAAUACUUCCUGUACAUGCUGCCAUGUUCAUAUUUAAGAGUUUUGUUUUUCAUCAACUUUGAAGUUGCUUUGUUGUAUUAGCGGCUCAGUCACAUGAUUACAGUAAAAGGUGAAUAAAUAAACACACUGAUCCCUUAUUUAGGGGUAAUAAACAACUAAUGCUGUACCAGAAAUGGAGAAUAUUCACCUUGUAAACUUAAGCAGGAGAUUUGGGGAUGGGGGUCGGUAGGAAUGUUGGCAGUUGGGAAACUUGUUAUCUAAAAAGUGACUGCUGACCUUUCAGCUAGUACAGACAUAGUUACAUGCAUUGUAUGAAAAGCAAUCCACAGCCUUUCUGAAAUGUUACAUUUCACAUAUAGAGCGCUUGUCCUGGACUCUUUUUAUAGAUCAGUAAUUAGACAUGGUAGCUGAAAUGGUACUCUUGUGAAAAAUAGACUAGUAGGUUUUUUGUUUUUGUUUACGGUGUUAAAUAUCCAAACAUUCAUGUUAACACCUAUAUUUUGCAGACUUGUAUUAGUUGGGAAAUUGUAUCUGGAGUUAUGCAACAUUUAGAAGGACAUCAUAACUACAUUGUAGAGGUAUUGGUGGAUAGUCUCUCUUUUUUUUUUUGUUUUUUUUUUGUGUGAAAAGGAGACUUUGCACCUCAAUCACAACAAUGAGCUGGAGUGGUUAAGCUGCAUAGAGUAUCCCUUUUUAAACCACAGAAUAAGAGGGAUUCCCGAAUGUACCCAAUGUAUUUGUUUGUUUAGUUUUUCUACUGUAAACUUUUGGUUCUGCUUAACAUGUGUGCCUCUGUUCUACAUUUUUGAAGAAUAGGUAAAGGACUGUCCAUCAUAAAAUUAGAAUAGUGGCUCACUCUUGCCACUAUUACAUACACACAUAUAUAUACAUAAGUUGUAAUAUGUAACAAAAUGUAUUUUAUUAAAGUGGCACUGUCACCAGGGGGCAGGUAGAGGUGACACUUACUUGAACCUGUCCCUUGCGGCUGCCGCCAUCUUCCACUGUCUGCUUCUCUACAGCUCCUGGUGCUUCAGCCAUACACAAAAUUACAGCAUUGAGGUCUAUGAAGGAUCCCGUGAGACCUCAGGAUCCUCCAUAGACAGAAUCCAUUGCACGCAGCCGUUGCUGGUGACUGCUGUCUGGAUUGACACUUAGACUCCGCCCAGAAUCUAAGAAAGACAGGCACGGGAGAAAUACAGAGCCAAAGUAGUCCCUAAGUCUUUUGACUGGGUUGGAAUUUCAGUAAAAAUCUUAAAUUUUCCGGGGGUGGGUAGGGGGCAAGGAAUGUCCACCACAUCCUGGUAGAUGGUCUUGCUUUUAUAAUUUUAUUUAUUGUGAGUAUUUGCAAGGCAGCUGAGGGAUGUGCUGUAUCUACUAACUGAGGACCAAUUAAAAAAAAAAAUGUUUUUUUAUUAAAUCGCCUAUUUUAUAUUAAGUGCACCCACACUUAUUAUAUAUAUCAUUUUAUUCAGGAGAAACAGGGCCUUCAUUUAACAUCAAAUAUUCUAGCUUUGAAACAUAAUUUAAUGAGUAAAAUAUAAAAUAAAUAUGAGAAAUUAAAGGACCACUAUAGUGCCAGGAAAACAAACUUGUUUUCCUGGCACUAUAGGGUCUUUAGGUCCCCCACCCUCAGGGUCCCACUCCCGUCGGGCUGAAGGGGUUACUCCCCUUUCUCCAGCGCCGGGCUCCCUCGGCGCUGGGGAAAUCUCCUACAUCUUCCGACGUCAGCGCUGAAUGCUUUCCUAUGGAUGUAAGGGUCUUCUCUGAUUUUUCACAGUGAGAAGCGCGGAAGCGCCUCUUGCGGCUGUCAAUGAGACAGCCACUAGAAGCUAGAUUAACCCUAAUGUAAACAUAGUUUUUCUAAAACUGCUAUGUUUACAUUUGCACGGUUAACCCUAGAUGGACCUGGCACCCAGACCACUUCAUUGAGCUGAAGUUGUCUGGGUGCCUAUAGUGGUCCUUGGGGGUCUUGGAAAGUUACAGGGUUAAAUAUAGUGCUAGCAAACUAAAUUCUCUGGAUUUUUCUGCCUAGCUUAUCAGACAGGUCCCGCAAAUUGUAAUUAAUAAAAUGACUUAAUUAUGUAAAAAUAUUACAUAAAUAUAUACGUAGAAUGAAGAAAGACAAAUAUAUAUAUAUGUAUGUAUGUAUGUGUGUAUGUAUGUGUGUAUGUAUGUGUGUGUGUGUGUGUGUGUGUAUAUAUAUAUAUAUAUAUAUUCUAUCAAAAUCCAAAUGGGUUAUUGUGGGGGGGAAAUUGUGAUUGAAAAACCCUUCCACCUGAAGUCUGUGGAUAACAUUGUAUUAACUAUCCACAUACUUCAGGUGGAAGGGGUUUUUAAUCACCAUUUUUCCCCACCAUAACCUAUUUGGAUUUUGCUUCCCAAGCACUACCAAGCCUCAAUAAGCAAACCAGUAACCAGCCUCAUGCUGAUGAUUUGCAUUAACAAUGAAACUGCUGUUCAUGUGUGGUUCACUGGCUUUGCAGUUGUUUCAAAGAUGUUGUAUAUACAGCAAACACAGACUCAAAGGAAUCCAUGUUUAAAAUGGAAUGAGGCAAAAAUGCGAUUCUUUAUUAAACUAAUUUGCAUAUGCACACCCAGAAUCCUUUGCGCUAGUAACAUCACUGCAGAGUUUGGAUUUCUGUGGGAAAAGCAAGUCUUAUGGCUUGACUGGUGUGCAGAUUUUUGUUUAACAUUGUAUUCUCUCUCCUCUCCAAAUUAUUUUUUUUUUUAAAUUGCACAAUGUUUUAAAUAAAACGCAUGUGUAGCCAUCUAUAGUGCAACAUAAAAGGAUAAAUAUUAGGGAGUAAACAACUCCAUAUCAAUUUAAAAGUACACCGAUACUAAACCAUUCUUUCUAAACUUAUCCCCUUAAAGAUCUGAACUUAAUCUCACUAAAACCCCUUUUAUCUUAUAACCUUACUUUUAAAACGGUACUUCUCAUGAAAGAACAAAUAUGAAAAUUUUUAGAAAUUACAUUUAAUUUUUUUUUUUAAUGAUUUACUCUUCCAGGGAAAUUUUUUAGAGUCCUUGCUAAUUUGUAAAACAUAUCUAAUGAUUUUCUACUGAUAAAAAAAAAAAAUCUUCUAGGCCCUUUUUUAAUAUAUAGGGUACUGAGUUUGUAUGCCCAUUCCAUCUCUACUUGGCCAAUUUUUAAUACAUUGUUCCCCCCUCUCAAUUAUAUUCCUAAUAUGUUCAUCAGCUAUAAGUGGAGCUUUCUUACUGUGCGACCUAUAUAUUGAAAUUCCCAUUCCAGCAGAAAUAUAACAUAACAUCUUUUGCAGGAUGUACCUUUUUAUUUCAUAUUAUUUUUGUUGUAUUUGACUUAAAACUACUUAUCUACUUUUUAAUGUUAUUGGGGGGGAUGUUUUUAGACUAGGUCCCCUAUAGGUUUAAUUGUUUCGAAAAUAUUGUUCUAUACCUGGGAUAGGAAACAGUUGGUUGCCUACCCCUGCCCUGUAUAAUCUAUUCCAAUACCAUCACUCAGCCACUCGCACUGGCACAUACACUAAACUAAUCAUUCACCUUAGCUGUCAUCCACCUACCUGUUUACUUACCCCUGUCACCAUACUUACCAACUCACGAAGUUAUGACUCCCCACACCCAACAAUCUAUAAUUAUCCACGGAUGCAUGCAAAUUCAACUACCCACCCGUCAACUUCCCAUGAAUUUCCUUACAUACAUUAUGCAAACACGUACAUAUACAGCAUACAGGCCCACGUGCACACAUUGUACACAGGUGCACUGUUUAGGUUGGUUUACAAUUUUGGGAACAGGAUGUAUGUUUAAUAUCUGAUGUUAUGGUCAAUAAUCAUUAAUAUUGGUCACGUUUCCAUAGAUUGCAGUGUGUUUCCUGUGAUACCUUUUUAUUAAGAGUGAGGGUAUGUAAAAGGAACAAACAAAAAGGGUGGGGAACAGGAUGUUUAAAAGUAAGCGUGACUUGGUUACAUCAUUACAGCCAUAUGUAUCUCUGAAAAGUUACGUACGCAGGUGCUAGUGACUUUCAGUUCAUCCCUGGUGUUACGAUCCACAGCUUUAAGGCCAUGUUUUUAGAUCUGUUUAAAUGUGAAAAACUUCAAAUAGCUUUUCCUAUUUGGGUUAAUUAUACUGCAUUUUUUGUUUCCCACAUAGACUUUCGUGUGAUUCUUGUUUCGUAGUGCCUUUUGAUGUGGCAGUUUUUUUGUGGAUUAUAUAGUUUGUUUGUUGACUUGAAUUUCACUUUUGACACGUCUCUAGAAUUGAAAGUGAGUUUCAAGUUCAUUGAUUGAAAUGAUGUAUUUUGUUGUUUUGUGGUUUUUGUUUUUCUCAAUGUUGUGUUGUCUUGUUUGCUUUCUUUCAAAAUGGUUGAUAAACCAUAUUUCCUCAUUCAUUCAGAUUUAAUGUUUCCUUUUUCAGUAGGCACAGCUGUGAAAGUUCCACCUGAAAGAUUUAAAAUGUUAUUUUUCCAGAAUGAAUCAAAGUUUUGUGACUGGCAGUGCAUGGAUACUGUCAAAAAUCACACAUUUUUGAUACUGUAGAGCAUUUAGGGAAUAUCUUUGUUUACGACCACCUAAUGGCAGGGGUUUAUUAGCAAUGAUAUUUUGUGUGUGUGUAUAUGUGUAUAUGUGUAUGUAUAUGUGUAUAUAUAUAUAUGUGUGUGUGUGUGUGUGUGUGUAUGUGUAUAUAUAUAUAUAUAUAUAUAUAUAUAUAUAUAUAUAUAUAUAUAUAUAUAUAUAUAUAUAUAUAUAUAUAUAUAUAUAUAAUGUGUGUAUAUUUAAGCAAGUCUUAUGGCUUGACUGGUAUGCAGAUUUUUGUUUAACAUUGUAUUAACUAUAGAUAUGUAUGAAGGCGUAGCCUGUAAUUGUGCGAGGGGUUACCCAGCUAUAAAAACUCAGGCCCCCUCCAUGACCGGACCGACACCGCUGGGUUCACUUCCUUCAGAAAUGGAGCCGCUUCCGCAGCAUCAGGUCACAAUGUCCCUAUUCAUAUCGUUAAAAGGUUAGGUCGAUGGAAGUCAGUAGCAUAAAACCAGUUCUAUACCACAGACAGAACAGGAAUUGAGAUUAGCAUUUAAAUGUUUAGCUUUGUAACCUGUAUGUAAUAAAGGUGAUUUGUUUACAUCUAAUUUUUGUCCUACCCCAUACGUCGGUUCAGGCAUACCACAACCGACUGGUGCUUACUUCUAAUUAUAUAUUAUUGUAUCAUUAUUACGGCUUAUGUCCCUGACUACAAAUAUAUUAAAAAAAUUAAUUUUUUUUUUCAAGGUAUUGUAUGGCCAGCCUUUGUCUGUCAUAUCAUACACUGAAAAAAACAAACAUAAAAAAUAAAUAAAUAAAACACACACUCUUAUGUGUGUGGUAAUACCUUUUAACAUACCCCACACACCAUCUCCUAAAAAAACGUUUAUGUAAACUUGGUAAACUAAAGAUCUUUUGAUCAGAGUGUGUAUUUUUUUUUUUUUUAAAUAUUUUCACCCCUCUCAAUGAAGUAUAAUAUUGAAGGAAAUAAUUGGGGCGGCGAGGGGGUCCUAUUCAGAACAUCAGUAAAUUGGUAUUGCUCUAUAUUCAUUGAAGAGAAUUGUUAAUUAUAUUACAUAUUAUAAAACUGUGUGACAGGCAGUAGAGGCAUUUAAACCAAGCAACGCAAAUAUUGUUGUAAUUGCAAAAUCGCAAUAUUUUAGAUUGCAGGGUUAGAAUGACAGGAACAUGGCACCAAGACCACUUCCUUGAGGUGGGUGCCUAUAGUGUAAAAGAAACAUUAUAGCCCCAACGCUUUAGUGCCCUAGCCAAUAGUAAGGCUUGUACGAUAAAGUGGUCUGGAUAUUUAGUGGUCCUUUUUGUUUCAUAUAUUUGCUAGUUGUUCAUUUUGCUAGCAUGGUGUAGACCCAACGUUAGGAUAUCGGUUUAUUCUUACAUAUGUCAUAAAUCAAUAUAGCCAUGAAAACUGUGGUGAGGCCAGUACAACUCUCCAUAGUGCAAUUCGAAAACAAAUAUUGUUGUGCAUCAUCUGCAUAUCUCAAUAUGAAUUUUGGAAAGUCCUUCUUGGUAACAAACUCGAGAAAUCCUGUUUCCACAACUAUCCCAGAAUUCCCAGCUUGAUAUGCUAAUGAGUGCAGAGUGCAGGCAUUACUGCAGCUACCCGUAGCAAUGGAAACUGUUUUGAACACAGCUUUUGUUAACCAUAACAUGAUUUGUGAUCCAAAAGAAUCAGUGACCAGAAACCAGCCAUGGAAAGCAGUUUUGACCUUGCGUUCGUAGGACCGACACCAUGCUGAGGAGACUAAGGUCAAAACUGCAGUCUAUUGCUAAAACACCAUUCCAGUCUGUGCUCAUUUGCAUAUCAAGCAGGGAACACUGGGAUAAUUGUGGAAACAUGAUUUCUGUGCUCAAGGAGUACUUUCCAUAGUCCACCUUGUGAUAUGCAGGUGAUGCACAGCAAUAUUUGAUUGAUUGUUUUUUGUUUUUAAAUUAUUUGGUUCGUUAUUACUGUUUAGUAAAAAACAAAACCUCUUUUUCAUAUGUUAUAGUUAGAGAUUCUUACUGGUGUCAACCAACUGCGGCAAAGUUUUAUAAGCGUCUUCUUUUUUUGAUUAAUACAUUGCUAAAUACAAAUACACACCAGUCAAGCCAUAAGACUUCCUUUCCCCUCAGAAAUCUCACUUUCACAGUGAUCUCACUACUGCAAGGGAUUCUGGGUAAGGUGUAUGCAAAUGAGCUCAACAUUUUUGCCUCAAUUCCACGUUAUACAUUGCUUGACUGGUGUGUGUAUUUGUGUUUAGCAAUGUAUUAACUGUCCACUUAUUUCAGGUGGAAGGGGUUUUCAUCCACACUUUUUCCCCACCACAACUCUGUUGGUACGUUCUUUUUUUUGAGUGAGAUUGUACUUGGGGCCUCCAAGUAAGUAUUUCCAUAUAAAGAUAUCCCUCAAUGCAGAAUUCUUUGACUGUCCACAAUUCACAUAUGUAGAAUAACAAGCCACACGUGUUAAAUAGUAUUAGCAUUUUAACCCUGCUUGUUUUAUGUGGAAUGUUUUGAAACCCUUUCUAUUUGUGCAUUCGGUAUAGGAUUUGGGUUACCUUGCUGCUUACCAUUUAUUCCUUGUUCAGAUGACUGCCUGAAAUUCUUUAACGCUUCCUGCCAACAGGUUUAUUAAGAUGGGCACAAAAACUGUAGAAUCUUUCGGCAGGCAAAAAAGUUCUCAAGGCGUGUAUUAUUCUCAUUGAUCUUGUGAAUAUUUGCACACAAGGUAUCAUUUCUCACUGUGUUCUGAAGAGUUGGUAGUUUUUAACCCUCAUUAUUUUGUUUGUAUAAUAAGCCUGAAUAUCCAAUCACUUCCAUUUGCUAUUUCAGAACAUGCGUAUGCAAAAUAUAUAAGCAAAGGUUUUGAACUAGCGCCUCGAUUGAAGUCUGUGUGUUUUUGUAGCGAGUCAGAGGAAUCAAUGUGUUGAAUUUUUUUUCUUCCACGUGAGGUUGUGACAUGUUGCAAACCGAAAUGCAUCCAUUAAUAAAGAUUGCGUGUUUGGUGCAGCUUUUUUAAUGCUGGCAGGCAUAGCGACAUGGUUUUCAGAAGCAUUCUUUAGACUGUAUUGUUCAAUAGCUGUUUUCACAAAAGCCCUUUUGGUUUUUAUAAUCCUUAAUUUCCGGUCACUGGCUGUCGUUCGUGCUACAUACAAAGAAAACCAAAUCUGUCCAGAUACCUGGUAAAAGAGCAGGAAAUAAACGUUUUUUUUUUUGUUUUGUUUUUUUUAUUGUGGUGUAAAUGCUACUUAGAAACUUUGGUUUUGGUUAUAUCUGACAUGUUUUAGUGUUCCAGAUAUUAUUUUGAAUAUAAAGCAAAUUUACUUUUUAGGUAACUUUUUUUUUUUUCUUUUCUUUUUUUUUUUUUACCUAUGACUAACAUGAAUUCUCCACAAUGACAAUAUUUAAAUGUAUUGUCAAAGCAGUAAAUAAUUAAGGGGGGGAUCAGUAGAAGAGUCAUUCAAAUCAAUAUAGCAGCUUACACGUAAUAACGUUUUCAAUAAUUCCUAUUAAAUAGGAGCAAUAAAGUGCUUCUUGCUUACAGCUGCCUUCAUAUUUAGUUUUUUUGUUAAAGGGUUUUAUUCCAAUUUUAUUGUAAUGUUUGAUAUCCUACGCUGGUGGACUUUGUCAUGGUUUUCCAAAAGACAUUGAGUGGUGAGAUCUGCUCGUACAGAAUUUGUAGCGUGCACAGGUUUCAUUUCAGAUAACACACUAUGUCAUUCAUUUCUGUGUUUUCUUUAUGAUACACCUACACUGAAUUGACCUUGGAACAAGUUUCUAAUCACCUACUUUAACUAACUAUGAUUUUUUUUUUAUUUGCACAGUGGGUGUGAGAUUUUAAAUUCUAAGCGUACCAUGUAAUAUUUGCAUAAGACAUGCACACCAGGUUCUGAUAUUUCGCUCGACUAGUUCACUUCAAAAUCCAAAAAGAAUCUAAAAAUGUAGUAUCUUAAAACUGAUCAGCUUUAUGCAGUAUGCUGCAAAGCCCAGCCUACUCCUUUUUUAUUUUUCAAAUUUUUUUUUUCUUGGGUGAUUGGUAACUCAUCUUUCCUUAUACUCUGCUUUAAAAAAAAUCAACUUUAACAUGUAUUAUUUUUUUUUUGUUAUAGUGACAGCUACAUAGUGAGAGUGAAGGCUGUAGUAAUGACCAGAGAUGACUCCAGCGGAGGGUGGAUACCACAUGAAGGAGGUGGACUCAGUCGUGUUGGUGUCUCAAAGGUUUACCCUGAAGGCAGUGGAAGAAGUGACUUUCUAAUUCACGGGGAACGGCUCAAUGACAAACUGGUAAUUCGAAUUGUAAAAUUAUAUCUGUCUUUCAGUCUCAAGCCACACACUGUGAUUAUAUUAAAGCGCAACAGCAUUUGUUGGCGCUAUAUAAUAAUAAUAUAAGGAAAGUGUUAGAAAUACAAAUCUGUAUAGAUUGUUGGAGACCAUCACCACCUCCCUGACACCCCCACCUCCACACACACAAAUUGCAGUAAACUGAAUUUUAAAUGCUUUGCUUUUUACUCCCCAACCUAAAUUCCCUCUGUGCUGUCAGGCAUCUGUCUCCCAUGACAUCAUCUGGGAUGCAUCACUCACAAUCUGACGGUCCACUCCAGUUCUCCUCAUAGAAGAGCAUUGAGAAUUGAGGUGUAUGCACGGUGAGCGACGCAAGUGCACCCAAAUACUUCUCAUAGGAAAGCAUUAAUUUUAAAGGGACACUAUAGUCACCAGAACAACUCCAGCUUAAUGUAGUUUUUCUGGUGAGUAUAAUAAUUCCCUUCAGGCUUUUUUUAUGCAAACACUGCCUUUUCAGAGAAAAGGCAGUGUUUACAUUGCCUCUUCAGAGAAAAGGCAGUGUUUACAUUGCCUCUAUGGACACCUCUAAGUGGCCACUCCUUAGAUGGCCACUGGAGGUGCUUCCUGGGUCAUUGCUGCCGAAAAAGCAGCCCUGACAUUCAGCGUCCCCACACACUCCAUGGGGACGCUGACUUUUCCUCGUAGAGAUGCAUUGAUUCAAUGCAUCUCUAUGAAAAGGUCCAGUUUGGCCAAAAUGGCAUUUUGAUGUCACAAAGGGAGCGGUGCCAGCGCCGGCAAUAAGGUGAAUUUUAAACUUUUAUAAGUGGGGGUGGGGGAGAAGCCACCUUAAUGGUGGGUUAAACACUAUAGGGUUAGGAAUACAUGUUUGUGUUCCUGACCCUAUAGUAUUCCUUUAAAUACUUUCCUAUGAGCUGCAUUUGUUCACAUGAUUUAGUUUUACUCUGUUGUUGUAGAGCAAGUGCCUCUAGUGGCUAUCUGUGUUUACCCCUUGUCACGAAGGUGGGCUAUUGGCCUAGCCGAGACAGUUGGGAGUGUGUGGAAGUGAAAGUGUUAAUGACACCAGACCCCUGGUUUCCUGUUGCUAGUCCCAGAAACCACUAAAUUAACCCCUGCAAUCCUUUCUACACUAACUCCCUAGUACACAAUUUACUGCCACCACCAAGACUUUAUAUCCGGGUGUCUUAGGUUACCCCACACACAGUAGAAUUAUAGUAUCACAACCUUACUUUACUGAUCAGACAUAUAUAAUUAACCAUUUUGGUAACGUGUUUACCUGAGCUUUCCUCAGAAGAGUGAGCUCAUAGAGAACAAAAACACAAGCUGAUAAGUAAACAUUUAAUCUGACAAAAAGGAUUCACAGUGCUGGGUACAAAAAUACAGAAAUAAAUAACAUACAGAAACACAGAUAACAAAUUGCAAAACAGUCCAUAAAAUAAAAUCAGAGGAAACAUUCUCAGAGGAAACACAAGAAAUUCCUUACAUAUAUUUACUCCUUCUGUAGAAUUCUUGUGGGAGAUUCAGAUGUUACAGGUCUCAAAGUAGUUAUUGGGGGAAAAAAAAAAUCUCUCCCCGGGUAGUCCAACAUCCUCAAUAUAUAUCUUAAACCUAGUUGUUUCUAAGUGGGCAGACCCCUGGGUGGAUCAGAGGAGUCUGGCCUGGCAGUUUAUUGCCCACUCCAUAUUUUCUUAAGUUACGUUGUCCUUGGAAGACCCCAAAGUCAGAGCAUAAGCACCAAUGCCUUUUACGAUGCCCUAUGACCAGCUCUGGUGAUGGUCAUCUAGUAGUUUUAUGGCUUAGGCCUGGUGUAAGAUCAAAGCCUACAAUAGCAACUCAGAACAUAUAUCAAAUGCCAACUCAUGCUUUGGCAUGACACCCCUGCAUUGUAAACAUUGCGGUUUUGCGGAAACUGCAAUAUUUUACAUCGCAGGGUUAAAACGAAAGGUCCAUUUUAUUGCGAUAAAAUGGACUGGGUGACUUUAGUUGCCCUUUAAUCAGAAAGCAGACAGAAGAGUUAUCACAUGUUUAUCUGAUAGAGGGUUAUGUUUGUUUGUUUGUAGAUGCGGGAGCUUUGUACAAUAAGUCGGUGCGCUGAUUUUUGUUUCUCCGGACUGUAGUUUGAACAUUGUGGAUUUAGACAAAUUAUAUGCUUUUGAGACUAGGCAACAGCCACCGUACAAUGAAUUGUUUUUGUUGCUCAGACGUGGUACACUGUCAAACUUCACAUUAAUUAAGAGCUGGGUUGGUUUAGUCGUACAAACAAUCUGCUUUCAGUUCGCAAAAGGAUUAACCUUUUGAUUGAUAGGAAUUUAACUUGUACACACCAUGGUUCUAUACUAUAUAUGGGAAGCAUAAAGUCACUCUGUGAAAAUGUUGUUCCUGUGUGAAUAGGCCUGCAAGACAGUUCAACCAAGUGCCUUACCAUUGUUUUAGGAGAGGUGCAGUUUUUCUGGCAGAGUCUAGAGUUAACUGGGAAUUGUUUAUCUUGUGUUAUGGUGGUUAUGUCCUACUAGCAGAGUUCUGUUUUUCUUUGCACUGACUUUAUCAUUUGAAUAUAUUAAUCAUGUUUCGGAUUGCCUGUUUUCAUUAUUAUUGUUAAAAUAUUACUCCUACUCAGAUCCAAGUCUGAUUAUUGAAGUGGUGAGAGUAACAUUUUCGGUUCUGGUGCAAGCGGUAAAAAUGUUAUACGAAGGACCCAGUUGUAGUUCUCUUUAACUAGAGAAGCCGUAGAGCAUAGCCUGCACGUUUUAAAAAAUCUCUCCUUUUUAGGGUUUUUGCAAAUAGUAGUAUAUUUUGAACAGAUUUAGUAGAGGGUUUGUGACACUGUCUCAUUUUAGUGCUAUGCUUGCUUGCUGUAUUUUACCCGUUAAGUGCUUUGUGGUCCAUUGUUAACUGUUGUGAGAAGUUAAGAGUGUACUUUAUUUUAUUUAUUUAUUUUUUGUUUUGUUUUUUUUGUUUUUUUUUAAAAUAUAACUGGAAAUUACAUAGCAGUUUUAGCAGUAUUUUAUAGGGUUAAGAAUACAAAAAGUACACCCUAGUGUCCUCUGGUCCCCCUUCCUUCACCCCAGCAUCAUUUAGGAGACCUGGAGUCCAUUACUAUCAGGUUGCCUCUAGUGGCUGACAGCAACUAGAUUCGGUCUUAGUCCAGCAAAGUAAUUAUUGCAGUUUGCCUAAAAGUGAUUAAGUGGGACAGGGACACUGCAUCCAGACCACUUCAAUGAAAUGGAGUCUCACAGACUUUGUAUUACUAAUUCUGCUUUUUAAAAUGUAAAAUUAAUUUGUAAUUUUAAAUGGUUUUACAUCAGAGCCAUGACGUAUCUGGUAAAGUUACUACAUGUUUUAAGCACUUUAAUAGCUUUAUUUGGCUCUUUCUUUAUGGUCUAGUCAGCCAUGACUUGAUAAAGGUCAAAGAUGGUGUCCGAAAUGUUGCCCUGUGUAAUGCUUCAUUAAAAAGCUGGACCUCUUUUGAUCUGCUGGUAUCCUGUUACUAGGGGUUGGGGCCAAUCCCAGACCUGGAGCACGGACGACUAGUUUGGAUAAAACCUCCGCAAAACAAAUAAUCCAGUCUGCUGGUGGAGCUCUAUGGCCCAGGGAAGCCUUUCUUACUUGUUGUCCCACCUUUUUGCAUAUUUUUGAUCCCUGUAAGCUGUGCUUAAAGCCUUUUCCUUAUGAUUACAAGUAUCUGAUUCUGUUGUGGCUUUGGGCCUGACAGACCUUUUCCUGUCACAGUUUACCAACUGCCUUUUAAUAGAGUAGGAAAACGGUAUAUAAUGACAACUUGGCAUUCUUUGCAAUUUAAAGGAAAGAUCUACAUUUUUUUUCUCAUUUAUCUUUUUUAUUAAUGCAUAAAGAAUCAAACAUUUUGCAGCGCAGUGCAAUUUUGACAUGCCAAACCAGUCACAGGCGCAGCUGUGGAUAUCGUAUGUUAAAAGGUUUACCCCACAUGUGGGUAGAAACAGCUGCUGUGUUACACAUCUGUUGUACUCGCUGCUUUACAAGAUUUCUUAUAACUUUUAACUAGGGGAUAAGGGUGGGGUACAGAAGAAAAAAGGGAGGGGGUAAGGGGGGGUACCUUGGACAAUAGAUAUUGCAUUUUUCAGUUCAAUGUUGUAUAUAUAUCCCUGUAUGCGUUUUUGUUUCCCCUGGUCAGCCUUUUAACUCUCGACCGGCCAGCUACUCCAUUCUCUGUCAUAUCUCUCACUACAGCCGUUUGCUCUGCUUGCCAUUUUCUCAUACUGACUGAUCAGAUCCAUUCUAGUAAGGAUAUUGGGUAUAGCUGGUGUUUGAUUGCUCUUCCAACUACCUGCCAACAUUAUUUUUGCUACCGUGAGUAUGUUGAGAAUUACCUUUCUGUGUGGGUGGGAGGCAAUACCGGGUGCUAUGUGGAGAAUGUAGUGUUCUGGUUUCAAGGGUAGGGUGAAUCCUGUCCUAUCUAGUAUGAGGGAGUGAACUUUUUCCCAAUAGUCUGUUAGAAGGGGACAAGCCCAGAAAAUAUGGAUUAUGGAUCCCUCACUGAUGUUACACCUCCAGCAUUUCCCGGACGUGCCCGGGUACAUGUAUGCUAGUCUUUUUGGUACUAGAUACCACCGCAUUAAAACCUUGCAGUAUGCUUCCCAGAACAUAAGGCUUUGCGAAGCCCGUUUUGUGACUUUCAAAGCUGUCAGCCAGUCUACCCUUGGGAUCUGGAGACCCAGGUCCUCUUCCCACUGUGUCAUGUAUGACAGCUUGUCAGGGACUGUCGCGGUGAUCAGUGCUUUGUAGCACGCUGACAGUGGCUUUACAUGCCUGGUGGUGAGUAACUGUGUCAUUGGUAGGCGGGGAGUGAAGGAGCGACUGGUGAGUUCGCGGAUAUGCGAGUGUAUUAUAUUUUUUACUCUGAGAUAUAGAAAGAUAUCCCUCGCUGGCAAACGUAGGUCUUUUUGCAACUCUGGAAAUAGCUUAACCUUGUCCCCUACUAAGAUAUCCCUGACCUUAUGUGCACCUCCCUCCCUCCAUCGAUCCAGCUUCAGGUCAGGGGAGAGUAUUUCUAAUGAUGUCAGGGGUGCUGAUUGGAAGAGCGAUUUGGAGUCUGCUAUGUAUGGGCUCCAUUUAUUCCAGGCCAUUAUUAAAAACUUUGUGCUCUGCAGCUGUUUUCCCAUCGCCACUCGUGUAUGCCCCCCCGCCCAUAGAUAGUUUGACAGAUCGUGGGUAUUCAGACAGGCACUCUCCAUUGCAAACCAUAUAGGGCGGCGGAGUGUGCAAUUGGGGCGCAGUAGACAGAGACCCUGUGCUAGAGCGGUUGCCCUGUAGUAAGCCUUAAUGUCUGGCAUAUUCAGUCCCCCAUCCGUGCUCGAGAGCCCUAGGGUACCUUUUGCUACUCUCGGGGGCUUCCGCUUCCAUACAUGUGCGUUUAUGGUGCUUUGAUAGAGUUUUAGUAAAAAGAUCUACAUUUUUAACUUUGUAAUUUCUUUGCUCUUAAAUCAAAGUUUGGAGUUUCACAAGUGUGGUUUUGGUUUUGACUGCUUUUAUGCAGAGAUAGAUGGUUUGUAAUCUACAAAUGUUGGGACACUGGACUUAAAGGACCCCUCUAGGCACCUAGACCACUUCAGCUUAAUGAAGUGGUCUGGGUGCCAGGUCCAGCUAGGCUUAACCCAUUCUUUUAUAAACAUAGCAGUUUCAAAGAAACUGCUAUGUUUAUGAAUGGUUUAAGCCUUCCCCCAAAUCCUCUAGUGGCUGUCUCAUUGACAGCCGCUAGAGGCGCUUACGUGAUUCUCACUGUGAAAAUCACAGUGAGAGCACGCAAGCGUCCAUAGGAAAGCAUUGUAAAUGCUUUCCUAUGCGACCGGCUGAACGCGCGCGCAGCUCUUGCCGCACGUGCGCAUUCAGCUGACGAGGAGGAUCGGAGGCGGAGAGCUCCCCGCCCAGCGCUGGAAAAAGCUAAGUUUUAACCCCUUUCCCCCUUCCAGAGCCGGGCGGGAGGGGGACCCUGAGGGUGGGGGCACCCUCAGGGCACUAUAGUGCCAGGAAAACAAGUAUGUUUUCCUGGCACUAUAGUGGUCCUUUAAACUUGCUUAAAAUCCAAAACUGGUUGCAGUGUAGAUGUUCUGAAACCUUAGACUGGUAGUGUAUAACAUAUAGGUGCAGUCUUAAAAGAAGUUUUUAAUGCUCUAUAAGAUGCUUGUUUUUUUAAAUUUAUUUUAUCAUUUUAAAGUUACAGUAAGUACAAUAACCAUAGCUGUUUGAAUUUGUAGCGUUUACAUAUUUUUCACACCAGUCAGCUACAAUAUUGUGCUGUUCUACACUGCAACACCAAUAACUUGUUACAUUUGCCUAUAUUUUAACAUGUUUUUUUCUUAUACAUACAGUGAAGAGUGGGUUUUUAACUACUAUUGAUUCUACUUUUAUCAGUUUUGACAAAAGUUUGGGCACUUGGGUUGUUUAGGAUUAAAAGUAUAGUGUAGGUUUUGGUCAUCCUUGAUAGAAGAUCCUGUCCUGCACAGCUUUCUAGGCUAUAUUUAACAAAUUUGUCCAAUAUUGAGAUUCGCGCCCUAAACUACAAAGUUCUAUCAUGCACAGUUAGAUCAUAUGCAGAAGUAAGCUAUUGCUAUCUUUUUUUUUAAGUUGGUACAUUAAUGGGUUUUCGAGUAGGCGAAACUUAAAAAUUCUGUCUCCUUGAACAUGUUUUUAGAAGCCUGCACAUACUGCUUGGUAAAAGACUUGUCCUAAUGUCCUAGGAUUUAUGUGAAGCAUGACUUGAACUGAUCCUGUUUUCAUAAGACAAUUCAAAAAAGUAUGACUGGGACCUUUAGAAAACCUGUGUAACCAAGAAUUUAACAAUCUUUCAUUGAUCAUUAAUUUAAGCAUUUUAUACCUUUUUUAGGUGUUCGCGGGACAGUGUCCAAGUACGGAAUUCACAGAAAACCUAGGCUUUGGAGCAUUGUUUAACCUACUUAGACUAUAUUAUAAAAAAGAUUGACCACCCCUGAAUUAUAAUGGAUAUCAAAAACCCUUUACCAUCCAAUAUUGCAUAUAUCUAAAAGUGCAUUUUAAGGGAAUGGGGACUACUAAUUGAGCUUAGUAGGUUGAAGCAUUACCUUGCAGAACCGCCACAUGAUCCAUUUCUCUUUUUUUUUUUUAUAUAUAUAUAUAUAUAUAUUCUGCAAGCAAUUUAAAGGGAUACUCCAGACCAUUAAAGCACGUUGGCUUGCUGAAGUACUUUGUGGGAAGAGUGUUUACAAUGCUCUUACAACAGAUUAAUUAAAUACACUUUAGUACUGUCACUAUUUCAUUUGUCUCCCACGUUAGUCUAGCACUCACUGAUAUUGGGGUACUGUGAAGUUGUGGUGAGCUCAACAUGAAAUGGGCCACAUGUUGGAAUUAAAUCCCCAUGUUUGUUUGCUGAGAUAGGCGCUUCUAAGUAGCCUUUUAAAAUGUAAAGCUGUAUUUUGUGUGUGUGCUGUUCCCUAAUCUGUAUUUUGUAUAAAUGUUGGUCUCUAUGGCAACACCAUUUCCUUUAACCUUCUGUGGAGAGGUGGGUAGUUACAAAAAGUGCAGGCCUCAAUAGAAACUGACACUUUUUUCAAAAUUAACCUUGUUACACCCCUGACAGUCGAUCAGACAACCGGUCCAAGUGGAGCUAAACUCAAAAGGCAGCAAUUGCCCAGAGCACCUGCCUUUCAAAGACUUCUCAUUGAACUGCAUUGGGAAGUCUGUGAUUGGACAGCCAUAGAAAGUCUGGGCUGGGGUAAAAGGGGAGUGAUUGAAAAGACUGAAACAAGAUCUGGGACUUUUGCUAGUUGUUUUUAGAUAUUCCCUCAUGAAAAAUGCAUAAUUAAAUGCAUGCAUGUUUUAAUUGUGGGUGUAUCUACUCGAUAGUAUUUUCUUUAUUUUUUAUUUUUUUCUUUAUUUGGACAGUGGAGUGUCCCUUCAACUUAAGCAGAAUCUUGCUUUUUCUCGGCUUAGUCUAUAUCAGUGAAUCCAAAACCAAUCCUCGAGACCCACCAACACUCCAGGUUUUGUAUCUCCAUUGAAAUAAAACCGGGAUUGGUUUGUAUAGUAAGCUAAUAAUGCAAUCUGUUGAUCAUUGUUGGUGUUUUGUUUUUUUUCUCACUUGUUUUUGUUUGUUUAGAUUCAGUAGAUAUCUACUGCCUGCUGCUUGGUUUAGAAGGGAACUGUUUUUUUGUUUUUGGUGUGUUUUUUUUUUUUGUGUGUCUUUGUGUUUUUCUGUUUCUUGCAAAUUCUGCGGUAGCUCAUGCCUGUCCCACCUUAUGUAAAUGUUUUGAACGUUUUUGUGUUUGCAGAAGUUUUGUUUUGUUUUUUUUUGUCCAUGAUGUUUCUUUUCAAUAACACUGGCUACUGUAGUGGGGCAGGUCCAUUUUAUAGAGUUCCUUUCCUAGAAUAUAAAUAUAUCCUUAAUCAAAUGAUAGCACACAGAAGAGACAGGACAUUUAUAGGUAAGAAUUUUGGUCAGGGUUCAGUGUAGAUUCUGAAUUUGAAACUUCCAUUCUGGCACCUUGUUUUGAUUCAUACAAACAGUUGUACGAUACAUGCCUGUAUGUCAGAGUGGAAUGCAAGACAAAUUUGAGCAGUGAAUGGAAAUUUAGUAUCCUUAGUAGUUAUGAAACUUUUAUGAAUAUUAUCUUGAGAUUUGUGAUCCUAGGAAAAAAGUUAAGAUGCUUACUGCUCAAAGCAUUUUAAAGUAACACUAUAACGCUUGUGUUCCGAAGGCUAUAGUGUUCUCCUCACCAUUUAGGUUAUCAGUUGCCAGCAAGGAUUAUAAAAUGAGAUUUAGAGACUUUGUGCUACUGGACCAGGCUGAUAGCAAUGUGCGGAAAAUCGCAGAAUUGCGCCAAUCUUCCUCUCCUUAUAGUUAUGCCUUGAUCAGUGCCUCUCUAUGGGGAGUGUUCAGCGUCUCCAUGCAGAGUGUGGGGCAAGCUAUAUGUUGUAGUGUUUCUGAUGAUUCUAGGUGCAAAAAUGUGGUGUUCAAUAAUUUUAGAGGAAUAUAUUUUGUUUUUGUGAUGGUUUUUUUUUUUUUUCCUACUUUAAUAUUCAAAAAAUUCAUGAAAAAUAUAACUGGCAUGCUUUUAACUCGACAGAUUUUUUUUAAAUUUUUCUAUUAAAGCUUUUUGUGUUUAAUGUUAUAGGUGGUCUUGGAAUGCUACUUAAGGAAGGACUUGAUUUACUGGAAAGCAACUCCAACAUUUCAUCACUGGUUGGUUGACGACAGAAGGUUUGGCCUUACAUUUCAGAGCCCUGCUGAUGCACGAGCCUUUGACAGAGGAGUCCGUAAAGCCAUCGAAGACCUCACGGAAGGUGAUGAAACUUAAGACCCGAAUUCUGUCUAUUCUUUGGUUUGGGGUGUGGAACUUGCUAGAUCUGUCACAUUCCGCAGCUCCUUUUUUAAAAACUGGUGACACCAGAAAAUCUUUAAAGUUUGAGGAAUGUUGGCAGGCGAGCAUGAGCUGACUCUUCUAAUUUUGUGCUGGGUUUGUCUGUUAAUCAAGAAAGGGCCUGUAAAUAGUCUUCAUUUAGAAGGGCAUCAGUAAUAUAUAAUAGAUCUACUUUCUAUUUUGACUUGGUAAUAAUUUGUACUAACUAUUUCCUUAACACGACCGUUGGUGUAAUUAUAUUUGGUUUUUCUUUACCUUGGUUUUGUUUGUUUUUUGUUUUGUUUUUUUUUCAGCAUUUUUUAAAUUUUUGCCUAGCAUUUAUAAAGGCCCAAAAUAUUCCAUAUUUCUGAUAACGGGACACUAUAGUCACCAGAACAACUACAGCUUAAUGUAGUUGUUCUGGUGAGUAUAAUAGCUCCCUUCAGGGAAUUUCAUGUACACACUGCCUUUUCAGAGAAAAAGCAGUGUUUACAUUGCCCCAAAGUGAUUUAACUCAGAAAUGGCAGAGAAUUGAGCAGUGAGUCUGGAGGUGCAUGAUCUAUACACCAAAACUGCUUCAUUAAGCUAAAGGUUAUUGGAUGGCCACUGGAGGGGCUUCCUGGCUCAGGGCUGCACAGUAAGCAGCUCUGCUUUUCAGCAUCCCCACACGCUGCAUGGGGACUCUAGAUUCUCUUCAUAGAGAUGCAUUGAUUCAAUGCAUCUCUGAGGAGGUGCUGAUUGGCCCUGCCACUUGCCGAUUUUAGCCAAUCCAAUGCUUUCCCGAUGAGAGAUUGCAGUCUAUAUGAUUCUAUUUAUAUUUGUAGCCAUUUAGACAUUUGUAGCAACUUUUUAGUCAUGGCUAGUAACAUGGAACUUGACAUUUUAAACCCUGUAUCUUUUAUACACAAACAAUGUCAGGAAGACAGGAGCAGGUAGUUAAAGGGACGCCAUAGUCACCAAAAUAACCUUUAGCUUAAUGAAGCAGUUUUGGUGUAUAGAUCAUGCACCUCCAGACUCACUGCUCAAUUCUCUGCCAUUUCUGAGUUAAAUCACUUUGUUUAUGAACCCUAGUCACACCUCCCUGCAUGUGACUUGCAAAGCCUUCAUAAACACUUCCUGUAAAUAGUCAGCUAAUGUUUAUCCUUCCUUUAAUGCAAAUUCUAUUUAAUUUAGAUUUUCCUAUCUCCUAUGUUAAUAGCUUGCUAGACCCUGCAAGAGUCUCCUGUAUGUGAUUAAAGUUCAAUUUACAGAGCAAGAGAUAAAAUUUUUUGAGGCAAAUUACAACUGAUUGAAGGUGAAACCAGUUUUUUUAAUCAUGCAGGCCUUGUCAAUCAGAACCAGGGGAGGUGUGGCAAGGGCUGCAUAAACAGAAACAAAGUGAUUUAACUCCUAAAUGGCAGUGAAUUGAGCAGUGAAACCUGGGAGGCAUGAUCUAUACACUAAAACUGCUUCAUUAAGCCAAAGUUGUUUAGGUGAUUACAGUGUCCCUUUAAAGUCCAAGCUCUUUGUACAUCAUAUAACAUUUCUAAGCUUCCUCAUUUGGCCUGAAAGAAAGGUAAGGUUUGUUCAAGAAUACAUUGGCAACACUCCCAGCAAAGAUAGGGUUACAAUAUAUUUCUGUACAUUGAUUGUGACAGGACAUGCAGGCUUGGGGAAAUCUGAGUAGCCAGUCUUUACAAAUUGUUACUGCUGUCAUGCUUUUUAUUAUAGGUUUUUUAAAUAUUAAAACAGACUUUUGUCUUCUGGAAAUCAUUUAGAAUUUAGAUGACACUUGUGUGUUUUGGAGUAGGUUUUUAUUUAUUUUGCUUUGUAUGGCUUUAUAUAUGUUAUCUUGCAUUGGUGUCCAUAGCCUGAAAUAUUUGUGCCACAAGAAUACAUUUCAAUGUCUUAAAUUUUCAAGUAAAUUCCAGGAUAUAGAUAAUUACAAAAAUGUUAUCAGUCCCAGAAGGCUGAAAGGCACACUUGGUCAUCCUGGGAGUUGAUCCUGCUACCUUGAGGUUUGAACAGCUAUUAGAGACUAUGCAGCUUGUGAUUAAAAGGACACUAUAGUCACAAGUGCAACUACAUGUAUUCCUGACCCUAUAGUGUUAACACGACCAUCUAGCCCCCUGGGCCCCUCAUGCCUCUAUAAAUAUAGUAAAAAUCUUACUGUAUUCAAGUCAGAAGCUGUAAAUCUGCAUGCUGUUAGACUCAGGAAAAACAAGCAGUCUGCUGACAUGUGAUAGCCUGAUCCAAUCACAGUGCUUCCCCAUAGAAUUGGCUGAGACUGACAAGGAGGCAGAUCAGGGGCAGAGCCAGCAUGAUUCAAACACAGCCCUGGCCAAUCAGCAUCUCCUCAUAGAGAUGAAUUGAAUCAAUGAAUCUCUAUGAGGAAAGUUCAGUGUCUGCAUGCAGUGGGAGGAGAUGCUUGUGCACAGCAGAUCUGAGUGGAUGGAGGCAUAUUAUGAAGAAGUCCCUCUGGUUCACUCUGAGUGACUGCAACUGGAGGUGUUCCUAGCUUUCAAUGUAAACACUGUAUUUUCUUGGAAAACACAGUGUUUACAUGAGAGAGGCUGCAGGGAGCUCUAGUUCUCACCUGCACAACCUCAUUAAGCUGAAGUUGUUCAGGUGACUAUAGUGUCCCUUUAACACAAACUUGUCCCUACAUUUUCUGAUAUAUUAGUCUCUCUUCUUCUACAUUAGAUUAUGGUACCUUGCUUUCUAAGGUCCUUCUUGCCUGGAGGGUUUAAUCUGGGCAGGUUGUCGGUUUCUAUUUACAGCUGGCCAAUUUCACUCUCAUGCUAUACUUUGCUAAGUUUUGGAAGCCCUACCGUUCCAGUGUAAAUGUACACAGACAUCCUAUCCCCGUGCCAUCACACUGUGCUUGGACUAUGGACCAGAAAUGUCUGUUUCAUAUUCUCGUCUCCAUGUGUGAUUACAGUUUUAAAGGGUGGAAUUAAGCAAGAGACCAUAGACUAACCAGGUUAAUUACUAACUUGAGAAUUUGAAAUGUUAUGCUUGCAUUGUUAAACUGGAAAAAGAGGUGAAUUGGAGAAUGUUGCUAUGUUGGACUAUAGUUUGUUAUUCCUUGUUCAAUUCCCAGUUUAGUGAAUAAUCCUAAAGUUAAUGUGUCAAGGAGGUGAAGUCUUAAACCACAGCCACUUUAGCAGUUUUGAAAUGCUUAUGACAUUACUAUGUAUUUUCUGACAUUCUGCCACAAAAGUAUCAAGGCUAUUGGGUAGUAAAACGUUUACAGUUGGUACUGUGCAGUCAGGCACCCAGCAAUCAACAGUGAUCUUCCAGAGUUUCAGUCUGAACUGGUACCAAACAACUGAAAGUGAGCAAAAAUGCUUUGAAAGUAUUAAACAAUAUGAGUAGCCAGCACACACAAGUGGCAAAAGGCAUUUAUCAUAUUGUGGGUACAAGUAUUAGCUGUGGUUUUGCUGCAACCAUCUGUACAUAUAAGAAUAAAGUGCAUACUGAAGCUGUCAAGCUUGCACUGAGGGCACAAGGUUUUCCCACAUGGUUUGCAUGUGAAGGAUAAAUUUUGGCCGUGAAAUGUUUCAGAUUAUUUCUAGGACAUUGCUCUUAUUUUAAGCCCUGCAGCCAAAUCUAACCACAUUGUUACUUCUCUUUUAAGGAUCCACCACUUCUUCUUCCACAAUACAUAACGAAGCCGAGCUUGGGGAUGAUGACGUGUUUGCUGUAAGUAGAAACCUGCUUUAAACAAUGGCGCCUAAUACUGGUUGAAUGCUUGUUUUGUUGGAAGAAUAUUGUGGGGCAACAAAAUAUUGAGAUGUGCAAGGAGAACAGUUUGUGGUCUACCUUUUAAGUGAUUCUUAAGCUUGCCAUUUUAAAAGGGAGCAGUCAUGUUCCAGGAUUUUUAAAAUGAAAUGGACAUUAUAGUGUUGGGAAUACAAAUCAGUGUUCCUAAUGCUAGUCUUCCUGUAACAACCCCGUGCGCUGAAAAAAAACUAAAUUUUACUUGCAUUUCCUCCAGUGUAGAGUCUCCCCUGGUGCCGCGGGCUCCUCCUAGUCUGCCUCCAGGAUGAUGGUACAAACCAGUGCUUCUCAUAGAGAACCAUAGGCAUAUGUGUACUGCUCACUAAGAUCCGCCAAUCAACACUGGCAUUGCAGUGAUUCUUUAUAGCAACCUGUAACAACACUGCGCAUGUACGCUAGAAGUCAUGGACUUGAAGCAAUGCUUCCCAGCUUAAUUAGUAUAACAAAAUAUUUGGGGGGCAAAUUGAGAGGUGGGCUGCUGUAGCCACUAUAACAACUUCAAUGAGAUGAAGUUGCAAUAGUGAGUGAGUGUUUCUUAAAGCUUAUAUAUUCCUUAUAUUUACAAAAUAUGUAUUUGUGAGGCGCUAAAAAUUUAACUUAAAUGUAGAAAUAAACAACUUUUUAAUCUAUAGCUAGGCAGCUCCAUCUUAGCUCCCUGUCAAAUGUUGUUGUAAGCACUAUACUUUGCGCCUAGCAUUCAGUAGAUCGGAAAGUUAGGAGAAGUGAAACAAUCUUUCUGUUUUCCUCCUAGUUUGAAGCAUGUACUCUGGCAGUACCUGGAUGUCAUUUCCAUUUCCUAGUAGUAUAGCCCCCUUACUGAUUCCAGCACCCAUUGCUGCGCUCAUUGGGCUGUCCCCAUAGGAAACCAUUGCUGCAAUGCUUUCCCAUGCAGAUUUUACGGACUCGAUGUCCUCAUGCAGAGCGUAAAGUCGCCCAGGUGACCAAAAGUCGCCUAGCAAGCAGGAAGUGCCUUUAGUGGCUGUCUGACAGCUGCCAGGGGUAGGGUUAAGGGAACAGGGUCACUGCUUCCAGACCACUUCUAUAAGCUGUAGUACUCUGUAUAUACUCUCCCUUUAAUAUAAAUUAAAGGGAAAACAUGAAGCAUUACAUGAUAAACAAAAAAAAAAAAAGAGCGUUUAGCACAAGUUACAGGCAAUGUUCAAUGUUUCAUUUAACGAUGUAAUUUCCUGACAGUUGUCCUUUAAUGUUUAGACAAUGUAUAGGCCAAUUUACAGACCUAUGUUGGAAAAGGGAAGACCCCCCCAAUUCUGUGCACUGACCCAGCAAUGGUCCCUCCGUAUGAUGAUAUUUCUAAAAUCGUCUGUCAUUCAAAGAUGUGUUCUCUAAAACAAUAGGUUCCUCUUUCACCGUUUGACAUCUUGGCAGUUAUGUAGUUUUCAGAAUCUCUGGAUUCCGGAGUAGAAUGGUGAAUGUACUGAAUAUUAUUGAACUGCUAAUUGUAAACUUCUCUCGUCAACUGGCAAUUAGCUUUGUUUCCCCCCCCCCUUACAUUUUCAUCUGUUAAUAAUUGUCACAAAUAUGCCUCCAGAAUUGCACAUAGACAUGUGAUUUAACUAGUGGAAAAAAUACUGUUCCUGUCCAGAUAAUGAUUCCCAAUUAUGUUUGUCGACCAAGCGAUUCUUUGAACUUUGUUGUUUUGUUUUUUUUGUUUGUUUGUUUUUUUUAUUGUUCCCUGAAAAUGUAUAGAUAAAUACAAUAUAUAGAUGUAGACUUAAUAACUUUCUUAAAUUUCAUCCCCACUUUCAUCACUUUUCAAGCAACAAAAAGCAAGGGGGAAUCGGAUUUUGCUUCCCAAGCACUACUAAGCCUCAACAAGCAAACCAGUAACCAGCCUCAUGCUGAUGAGUUGCAUUAACAACGAAACAGCUGUCCAUGAGUGGUUCACUGGUUCUGCAUCUUUUCCUAAAUUGUGUUCCAAGCAGUUGUAUACUGCAAACACAGAUUAAAAGGAAUCCGUGUUUAAAAUGGAAUGAGGCAAAAAUGUGAUUCUUUGUUAAACUAAUUUGCAUAUGCCCACCCAGAAUCCUUUGUGGUUGUAACAUCACUGCAGAGUUUGGAUUUCUGUGGGAAAAGCAAGUCUUAUGGCUUGACUGAUGUGCAGAUUUUUGUUUAACAUUGUAAUAUAUAUAUAUAUAUUUGCUUGUUCAGAGAUUGCUGACCCCAUUCCACAAAAAAAAACAAUUCCUGUAUCCUUAUUGUAUUGGAUAUGUAUUUAGAAGAGCUGUAUCCCAUUUUGUGGGGGUGCAAUAGCUGUUAAAUUAAAAUAAACCCUCCCUCCCUGCUCUUUUAGCAAGGAUCAGUUGAAAAUGCCUACACCCCGACAGACUACUCUUACAAGCAGAACUGUCAGAGAGCACAUAGCCAUGCCCCUUAAUGGGUGACACAGCUAUUUGCAUUCUUGUAUUUGGGGAUCGAUUCUUUAAAUGGAAAGAAUUUAAAGCUGAAACAAGCCUUUACUCAUUUUUUACUAGUUUUAUUAAAGCUGGAUUUUCAACAGACUGUCGGCUUACACGUGAAGCAAUAUUGGUUGUCAUGGUAACGAAGCUGUUUUAAUUUGAGUGAUUGCUAUAAAUCUCAGAGAUCUCACUUCAUCAGUUAGAGCCACUGAAAGGCUUCAAUAAUGCAGCUAGCUACAUCACUCUGCAACUACAGCAACUUGUCUGAAACUAACAACUGACUUAAAGUAAACCCAGCAAUGUAGGGGUUUAUAUGGAAAUUGUGCCAAGUUUAACCAUCAAUACACUAGUAGGUACUCCACCUUCUCAAACACUGCUAAGUGAAUGGCUGCUUUUGCUAGUUUAGUAUCAUGAAGCAUCACAUUGCAGUCUAAAAUAGAAAACAAAUAAUUCUAAAAGGAAACUUUUGCAAAAUUUAUCUUAAAGCAGCACUGUCAUGCCAAACUUACCUUUCCCCAAUCGAUUCCUCUUCUCUCCUUCUUUUUUUAUUUCUUCCUGUCUGCUCUAGUUUUCUUUAAAACUUAAGACAAAGUAGGGACUACUUUAUCUUAUGGAGGUUUCCUAUGCUUUGACCAGCAGAGGAGCAAAGUGUGCUUCCUUUCCGGUGAUCAAUGCAAUUUCCCCACAAUUCUCACCUUUAAUCCAUGAUUUUGCGAGGCUUCCUGUCAGUAUUCCCGACCGUGCUUUCACUUAGCCAGAACGCUGGCGAAACUACCGAGUUUUGUCCUAACAGAAUGAGAACAGUUUCUCCAUUCGUGUUAUGAAGCAAUUCUGGACUUUCUAAUGAAUGAAACUCCGAUCCUAUUCAUGCCGCGGCUGCAUCUUGCAGCGGCUUAGUAGAUAGCUCCCUGAUACCGCUGGAAUUAAGGAGUUAUCUACCAAAAGGCUGAAAGACCUAUUUUUUUUUAUUUUAUUUUUUAUAACAGUGAGUAGCCACUGACUGCUCCCUGUUUAAUAGACAUGCCCCUACUCGCAGUAUAGCGAGUAGGGGGCAGAAUUUACUAAUUCUAAGUAAUCUUUAUAGUAAUCCAAUUUAGGUCUUUCAGCCAUUUGGUAUAUAGCUCCCUGAUACCAUAGGAAUAGGAUCGGAGUUUCAUUCAUUCAAAUUAAAUUGCGAUCCGAACAAAGUGCCGAGUUUUGUCCUAACACGAAUGGGGAAACUGUUCUCAUUCUGUUAAAACUCAAUUCGGUAGUUUUGCCAGCGUGUCUAAGUGACAGGACGUUCGGGAAUACUGAUAGGAAGCCUCGCGAGAUUACGGAGGAAAGGAAAAAAUUGUGGGACAAUUUCUCUAACCACCGCAAAUGAAUCACACUUUGCUCCUGGUCAGAGAUGGUCAGGCGUAGGAAACCACCAUAAGACAAAGUAGUACCUACUUUUCUUUCUCUUAUAUUUUAAAGAAAACUAGAGCAGACAGGAAGAAAUUAAGAACAGAUCCUGACAGAGGGAGAGAAGAAGAAUCGGUUGGGGAAAGGUAAGUUCGGCAUGACAGUGCUGCUUUAACUGCCAGUGAGAUCAACCAAGGUCAAAAAGAAUAAAAGUUAUGGGAGGUGCGUGCUAUUAAUGUUUCUUAUUUAAUCAGCGAGUCAUUAACUUCCUUUCCUAAGAUAUAGCACCCUCUGUUCCACAACAAAACAAGUGUAUCGAGGAGUUGAUCACAAACCUGCAGUGCAGUGACAGCUUGGAGUCUCCUCUUUCUUAUAAUUGUUAUGUCCUGUAUGUGAAGGAAUAUGGCUCUUUGCAUUUGGACUAAUGUAGUGGUUAGGGCGCACAUACAAGGGGAUGCUUUCAGGUUUCCUGUAAUAUCCUCUGGCCAGGUUCUUUCAACAGUUGGCAUUCUGCUCCCAUCUGUUCUUUUUGUCCUUGUUCUAAAAGACAAACAAAGCACCGGUUGGGUUAAAAGGUGAUUUCCUGUGCUCCACAGAAAAACCAUCAUUAACAGCUGCUUCCCAGCUACCUGCCAGAUUGAUUUAUGGGAUAAGAUAGAGGAGGGGGGUGAGCACAAGCCUAGUCUAAACUAGAUGUGUCUUCCUGUUAUUAUUACUGGCAUUUAUAACGUGCCAACAAAUUCCGUAGUGCUAUCCAAUUUGGGAAAACGAUUGUUGUAUUUCUUGAUGCAAGACUACAGUUUAGCGUAUAUGUAUAACUAAUAUCCUGCUUACUCCACGCAUGGGUGGAAGGGGAAAAUAUUUCUGUAUAUUUAUAAAUCUAUAUAUAUUAAUACAUAGUUUAUAGUCUGCCCUAGAACUUGAAAAUUAUCAAUAAUAAAAACAAAAAUCUCAAUUGGUAAGCAUUUUAAAACACAAUAUUAUCACACCUGUCUGUGCUUAACUGUUACAGCUGUCUCUUUGAAAACCUAGCUCAAAUAUUAGACAAAAGCAAAACGUACACAUUGGCAAACAACUGCAAAAUGCAUUCAACAAACAGCAGAAAAUAAACAAACAACCUAUUAUAAGAUGCUUGCUACUCUGGUACGUGUAGAGUGAAAUCUGAAACAACAAAUGAGUGUAGUUUUACUUUCAUAUUUGUAAUUUGUUGAUUCUCAAUUGCCAAUCUUGACAGAAUGACCACAGCAACCUGAAGUAGUUGGGGCUGGAGAACAUGACCGUAAUGGUAACUCUAACCGAAAAAGUUUUUUUUUUUAAUUAAAACACUGGUUUUAGAUGGAUUGACCCUCUAAUAAAUUUUUCCAUGAACGGUAUUAGGGAAACGCAAAUUGAGUGUAGCAUGUUUCUAUGGGAGCUUGUUGUGGGACACGGCAUAUUUUAUAUUCUUCAACACGAUCUGUAGUGGUUUCCUAUAAAAAAAAAAAAAAUUCAAGUCUGCAUCUUUCAGCGGAUGUAAUUUUCGCACCGAUACUACAGUGGUGUUAUGAAGUGCAAAGUGUCUUUCGUUUAUUUUUCCCACUGUUGCCUUAAACUUUAUCUGAUUACAUGGGAGUUCCCAUUAUAGGUUAGUGGGUUAUUACAUUAACUUCUCCUCUCAGACAUUUAUAAGCCUGUUCUGCAUUUUUAUAGUUUGAAUACUUUGUUUAUUAUUCUUUCAUUAAUUCAACAGGACCACAAACUAUCCUCUAAUUCUAAAUUUUUAUCUGUGACUGUAAGUCAUCCAAAAACUGUAUUGUGCAUGAGCAAGUAAAUCUUAUGCAAAUUACUAUGUCAAAUUAUCAUAUUCAUUAUAUUUUCUUCUUGGUUUUUUUGUUUUUAUUUUUUGCAUCACAUUUGUUUAAAUUUCACAUUUAAAAAAAAAAAAAAAAUUUCCUCUUUCUUAAGAAGUAGUACUUACACUUUCUGCAAGGGUAGCCUUAUGCUAAAUGGUGACCAUUUGGGCCUAGUGUUUUAGAUCCGUUACCUGUUAAAGUGGUAAUUUAGAGACCAUAACCUCAGUCUUUCUGGUUUCAGACAAACUUUUCAAAUAUUUUAACAAAAGAUAUGGGUUGUCUCUACACCCAAAGUACCACUCUCUGAUGCUACAGCGAUAAUGCAAACGUUUCGUUUCCACAUUAUGCAUAAACUAUCCACACUUGGGCAGCAAUCAUACAUUGUGAGCACUAGGCAAGCAGACCCCAUAUUUAUGGAUCCGCUUUUAAGCUGCAAUGGUUUUGGUGCAUACAGUAUCCCUUUAAUUACGGAUUGGGUCAUUACUCAAUAAGUUAAACAAAAAAGAUAUUUUGAAUCCUUUAGAACAGUAUCCGUAACCUGUACAUAGCCCGGCUUGCAGUAUUCUAUUUGUUUUUUGUUAUGAACAAACAGAACAUCUAUUUUCACAUCUGUUCCUUACAGUUUAUUCGGUUAUUGAAUGCAUGCUAUUCUGUAAGUUGGAGUGGCUUUGUGCAAAACCCUGAUACUUGUGUUUUUAAAGCUUGCAUCCAAGAUUCCGAAUUCCCUUGGGCAGCUAGAGCUUGUUAUGGUAACUGUUUUGUUUAAUUUUGCUACGUUCCCAAACAUCCUGUUUUCUGUCACGGCUGCUACUAAAUAGUUUUGGGUUUUUUUCCGGCUAAUCUUCCCACUCUGCACCUGUACUAUGGGGGUAUGUCAGUUCAUUCAACUAAUCAGUAACAAAAAAAAGGUUCACUACAAAUUUAACUUGUUUCCGCAUUUUGUAUGGAGUUUAACUACUGUAUAGAAGGGAUGCUAGGGUCAACUAGGUAUUAUUGCUAAAAUAAAAAUAAGUAAAUAUUGAAUGCAGAUUAUUGCACUGUGUAUAUAUAGAAUACAUCAUUUUAUUGCGCUGUAAAAUUAGCUUUUUUUUUUUUUCUCUUGAGAGGACCAAAACAAGUAGAGAUAUGUGAAAUAGAACUAUAAAAAUAGUCUCUAACCAGCGAGUCAGAAAACAUGAAAAGGAAAACGAACAAACGGUUAUAAUGGGGUCAGGCCACUCAAUAAAGUAUAAUAUAAAUAUGAUCAGUUGGCUUUGGUGCCAUAGAGAAAUAUGGCCAAGCUGUAGACCCUAUGAUUUCAAAAAGAAGAUGUUAAAGUUAAAAUAAAGCAAUAUCCAAGUGUCUCCAAACUAGCUUGAAUCGAUCAAUAGAGUCUGAAGCCAGGUGGGAGAUCUCGUAGAGUUGGCAUACCUCAAGCAAGUAGGUAAUAAUUGGAGGGAUAAUGGAUUUCCAGUUUUUCACUAGAAGCAUUUUGAUUGCUAAAAUUAUGAUACAAUAAACAGUUUGGUUUCGGAUGUCGGGGGUAUUAACCCAAAAUAGCACAUUGUAUUACUCUUGGUAACCUCUUCCAUUAGUCUGCAGUUGUCCAGUAGUUCUCUUUGGAAUGUUCGAAGUGGGGGAGAUAGAUAGAUAGAUAGAUAGAUAUAGAUAUAUAUAUAUUCUAUCCCAUUUUAUUUGAGAUGACAAAUUAUUAUUGCUUUGGAAUACUCUUUAGCUGUAUUCUUUAUAAACCACCUCUCAAGUGUUUGUUUGGUAUGCAAUCUAAUACUUCUAAUUAAAAGGUCACUCGAAGUACCAUAAAAACGUAUACAUUACGUUUUACUCUAAGAUCAAGAAUACUCUAAGAUAGCUUGUUCAGUAAUCCCUCAUCCAAGGAUGUACAGCAGUCUUCCUAGGCAGAGGCCUAGAGAGAAAGUACCGCAGUAGAGUAACCACCCCAAAAUAAGGUAAAUUUGAGACUGUAUCUAGUUAAAUUAUAAUUUCUUGGUGCAGGGUAUGUGUAGAGAUUGCAAAACGGCAACUGAAUUGCAUUUUUGUUUAAUAUAUAGAAAAAAAUAAAACCCUUAUUUUGUAUAACUUGCUUAAAGAUAGUUGCCCUGUGUAAUGCUAUUCUAUAUGACUUCUAACAAAAAAAGAUUGCAAAUCUGUAGAUUACCAGUUAACUUUUUUUUUUUUUGCUUUUCCCACCCACGUAAACAGUAAGCCUAUACAAAAAAAAUGUAUAAAGUUGUUCCCCUGCAAGACUCUGCUCUAUUCCUGAAGGUUACUGAGCAUGCUGUGCGUACAAUUACCAAGAGUAGUCCUCUCUGGCCAGUGACAAGACGAUGAUUGACAACUUCCUGUUGGCACUGUAUAAUGUAUUCCUAUUCUUUUCUUUUCAAGUGUACAGAGCAGAUUUAUCCAGAGAGGGAGCAGAAUAACUGUACUAAUAAGAGCUUAAGAAAUCUUCGUUUUGUGUCCCGAUUACAAAAUAGUUUAAAAACCAUAGAUUAUAUACCAACUUUUAACUAUUUAACACCAGUGUUACAUUUUUAACUAGAUGCAAUGAAAGCAUAUACAAUGGAGUGUUUGUACAUUAAAGUUUUUCUCAUACAAUAUGGAUAUAAUCAAGAUUUGCUUAUAUGAUUUAUUCUCUCCCAUGUGAAUGUCUGCAUCCCAUAUUUAAGUAACCUUAGAGCUUCCUCAUAGGAAAAUAUAAAUGCUUUCCUAUUGGGUUUUGCGAGAUGCUGGACAUGAGGACGUCCAGCGAUGUCUCACAGAAUUAAAGAGACCAUAUAGUCACCAAAACAACUUUAGUUUACUGAAGCAGUUUUGGUGUAUAGAUCAUGCCCCUGCAGUUGCACUGCUCCAUUAUCUGCCAUUUAGGAGUUAAAUUACUUCGUUUAUGCAGCCUUAGUCACACCUCUCUGCAUGUGACACAGUCCUCUUAAAAACUUCCUGUAAUGAGUCAUCUAAUGUUUAUACUUUCUUAUUGCAAAUUCUGUUUAAUUUAGAAUUUCUGAUCUCCUGUUUUCAUAAGUUUGCAAGACCCAGAGUAAUUAAAGUUCAAUUUACAGAGCAGGAGAAAGUAAGUUACAUCUGAUUGAAAGUGAAACCAUUUUGUUUACACGUAGGCUGUGUGAGAUGCAGCCAGGGAAGGCGUGGCUAGGGCUGCAUAAACCGAAACAAGUGAUUUUACUAAAUGGCAGAGAAUUGAGUAGUGAGACUUCAGAGGCUUCAACUAUACACUAAAACUGCUUCAUCAAGCUAAAGUUAUUUUGGUGACUAUAGUGUCCCUUUAAACUACGUGAAAAUGCAGGAAGUGCCUCUAGUGUGUGCCUGGUAGACUGCCACUAGAGGCAGUCUUAAUUGUGCAAUGAAAACAUUGCAGUUUUUUGUUAGAGUAAGGGUGAAUACCACAUUUGUGCAAAAUCUGAUAUCUGUGAAAAGCCUGUGUACAGUACUAGUGAAAGCUCUUCCAUUAAAAACUAUUUGGAGCACUCACUACCGCGCUGCUUUCAGCUGAGUAUCGACGUGUGUGCGCACCAUAUAGGUCACAUAUUCAGCCAUUUCCUGAUUGCUGUAGCAUUUGGUUAUUAUUAUUAUUAUUAUUGCCAUUUAUAUAGCGCCAACAGAUUCCGUAGCGCUUUACAAUAUUAUGAGAGGGGAUUUAACUAUAAAUAGGACAAUUACAAAUAAACUUACAGGAACAAUAGGUUGAAGAGGACCCUGCUCAAUCGAGCUUACAUUCUAUAGGAGGUGGGGUGAAAAACACAUUAGGACAGGAAUUUGCAAUCAAAUAAGGUGGGCUGCCCUUUAGGAGAGGGCAAGAGACGGGUAUGUGAGGUAGGGGUUAGUCUUGGAGGCCAUAAGCUUUCCUAAAGAGAUGGGUUUUAAGGCACUUCUUAAAAGAUGCAAGACUAGGGGAGAGUCGGAUGGCGGUAGGCAGGCUAUUCCAUAGGAAGGGAGCCGCCCGCGAGAAGUCCUGCAAGCGCGAGUUGGCCGUACGGGUGCGGACAACGGACAGGAGGUGGUCACGGGCAGAGCGGAGAGACCGAGAAGGGACAUACCUGUGGAUCUGUGAGGAGAUAUAAGAGGGGCUAGAGUUGUUCAGUGCUUUGUAGGUGUGAGUUAGUGCCUUGAAUUGACUCCUAUAGCACACAGGAAGCCAAUGUAAGGACUGGCAGAGGGGUGAGGUGUGAGAGAACCGACUAGAGAGGAAAAUCAGUCUAGCAGCAGCAUUCAUUACAGACUGUAGGGGUGCAGUACGGCUUUUGGGAAGACCAAGCAGGAGAGGGUUACAAUAAUCCAUGCGUGAAAUUAUUAGAGCAUGGACAAGCUCCUUGGUAGUAUCUGGUGCAAGAAAGGGGCGGAUGCGGGCUAUGUUUUUAAGAUGGAAUCUACAGGAUUUGCCAACAUGCUGGAUGUGAGGCUCAAAGGUGAGACCAGAGUCAAGUAUGACGCCAAGACAGCGCGCUUGCAAGGAUGGGCUGAUGUUGGUACCACAAACUUGAAGGGAGAGCGAAAGAGGAGGAUCAGUAUUAGGAGGAGGAAAGACAAGGAGCUCAGUUUUUGAGAGAUUGAGUUUCAGAAAGCUGGAGGACAUCCAGUCAGAGAUGGAAGAAAGGCAAGCAGUGACACGUUGCAGGACAGCAGGGGAGAGGUCCGGGGAGGAGAGAUAUAACUGGGUGUCAUCAGCGUACAGGUGGUAGUGGAAUCCAAAUGAGGCAAUAAGUUUGCCAAGAGAGGCAGUAUAAAGAGAAAAUAGAAGGGGACCAAGGACGGAGCCUUGGGGGACUCCAACCGAGACAGGGCAUAAUACCUCUGAUCUGAAGAUUCAGCAGGACUUGGUUGCUUGGGAGUGCUGGGUGUUAAUGCUGUUUUAAGGGGCCCAGUCUCUGAUCUGAAGAUUCAGCAGGACUUGGUUGCUUGGGAGUGCUGGGUGUUAAUGCUGUUUUAAGGGGCCCAGUCUCUGCUCUGAAGUGAUUCUGGGAAUUUCUUAGCAUGGUCCAAUUAUUUAUUUUUUUAAUAUAAAGGCUGUUUUGAUGCAAAAUAAGUGCCCCAGUCUUCUGUGGAGUGACAGAUUUAAAAAAAAAAAAAAAAAAAAAAAUUUAAGUAAGGGCUUGAUUUUAAUUCCCACUAAGGUGGUGUAUAUACUGUCACAGUGAUGUCAAAAUAAAUUCUGCUUGAUAUUGUGAAAUUAAGUGAUUUCCUCAAAUUUUGUGUUGAAGUGUAAGUGUAUUCUAAGCAUUUAAGUUACAUCAGCUGUUGAGUUCUAUUUUAAGGCUGGCUUCCAGUGAGAAUAAAGGCUGGUGAUCUCAACCAUCUAUAAAUGACCCCGGUCAGACAUUAAAAUACCAGCUCUACAUGUAGUGUGGGAAUAGACUGUGUUGAAUACUGUCUCUGGAAUUCAUGUUGGGGUUUUUUGUUUUUUUGUUUUUCCUUCAGCUGCAGCAUGUCCAGUUGUUUUUAAAGGACAAUAAUAGUAAAAUAUAAGUGGGCUUUUUUAAUAUAUGUUCAGUAGUAUUGUCAAUUUCUUAAGACCUAGCUCUCAAAGGGACACCAGCAUAAUUUAUAUAAACCAUCUAGAUAAUAAUGCCCUCCAUACAUUAUGCUUCCAUGAUUGUGUUUAUAAGGAGAACAAUUAUAUAGCCUUUAUGACUGCAUUUGCUCAUUGGUAUAAAAUCAUUGCUUGAGUUAAAGAAUCACUGCGUGAGCUAAAGAAAUCAGAAAAUGCUCAUUUCCACAUCCUUGGAAAGUGUCAGUGUGCUUGAAACUACUAUAUUCCCAUGCCAAGCUAUAAAGUGUUUAUUUAGAAAUCUGGAAAUCAAAAUUUCUUUGUAAAUUUGGCACUGGUUAUUGUUAGUUGUGUUUUAUAUAUUAAACAUUUUUACAACCUUUACAUUCUAAACCUUUACAUUCUAAACCUUUACAUUCUAAACCUUUACAUUCUAAACCUUUACAUUCUAAACCUUUUCAUGUGUAUAUAAUCCUAAAGCUUUUAGAAACACAAUCAUGUAUUUCUAUCAGUUUUUUUUUGUUUAGAUUUAGGAACCCCCCUCCCCUGUAACCGUAAAAAUAAGGUACCUAGCAUUUUUCUCCUCGCCAUGGCUGUACUCUGUCCCUGGCUAAAUUCAUCGUUACUGAUGAUUUCAGACAGUCCAAUCCUUCUCCAUAGAAGGCCACUGGGGGGUUGCCUAAAAAGAAAAAGCAGUAGAUCCCUAGAUACUUCCUGAACUACAACCACUGUACAGUGAUGCUUUGCCAGCCUUUGGAAUAGCAGGAAAUGACAUCAGGGGAAUCUUAUUUUGGGGUCCCCUGGAGUUGAAGCCCAGUAUCAUUCUAACCUAGCUUUCAAUAUUACCGUGGCUUGAUUUGUUAGAUGGGCAUAAUGGGAUAAUUUCGUAGCAUUAUUCACAUUCUGUGUAAUAUCACUUUAGCUGAAUGAAGGUAGUUGCAAAUUGCAAUGCAUGCGUUUUUUUGUGAGUGAAAUUUAAAUAUCUUUUAAACACUGUGGUCCAAGAGAUUCUGUGUACACGAACAAGCCAUACAGCAAACAAGAAUCUUGUUGUAGAAUUAGUUAUAGAGUAUUGUUACAUUGCUGAUGGAAUUCCUGUGUCUUCUGUAAUCACCAAAGGAAACAUCCAUACAUUAAAAGUGCUGUGGGCUUGCGAAGUAAAAAAACAGAUCACUGCUUAGCCAGUGAAUGUGAAAUGAUUAGAGGCUUGUCCUAUGUAGGGGCAUGUGAGAUCCGACGACAUGCACACCUGUCCUAUGAAUACAGACCUUCAAGUCAAGCAGCUGUUGCCGGUCCAAGUAAUGUUUGUGUUUUAACAGUAUUCCCUGUUUGUUAUAGAGGUUGAGAGAUGAAAGCUCCUGUCAUUCCAAAAAUCUACUUCUCUCGUGUUUGACCCAUUACCGCUGUUAUACUGACUAUUUGUUUGGCAACAAUAGGCUAGUGAUAGUUUUGAUUACACAAAAAUCUUCUGUUCUUGUGACAUUGUAUGAUUUAUUCUCAGUGUAAAUCUUUCCUAUCUUCCCAACUCUCUGGCACUUUCAACCGUGAUUUUGUGUUUUUUUUUUGUCCUUCAAUAUGAGUUUAUUCUUUCAAAGAAAAAGGCAACAAGGGUAUAGAUGGGGGAAGCUUAUAACCAAGAGAAAGAAUAAAAAUAUGUAGCAUGCAUAAAGGGUGGAGAGAUAAAAAAAAAAAAAAAGGCAGAUUUUAAUUUAAGGGGAGUUGUGAUCUAUGGAGAGAAAAAAGGGGAAAUGUGGGGCACUGAUGUUAAAGGAGAGGCGGAGGUGGCAGGGAAAAGCGUUAAUGGAGCGUUCAGAUUUCUCAAAUCAUUGUGUAUAUGAUGUAUGCAUCUAUAUAGUGUUUUCUCUGAGAAGUUGUAAUAAACCACAAGACUGAAACUUUUUUAUGGAGGUCUCUAGAACCCCAAUACUUCAGCACUAUAAUUUAUUUUUUUUAUUUUUUGCUUAUACGGUUCCUUGAUUUGAUAGCUUGAGGGAUUAUCUACCCAAUUCAGUUAGCUCGACCGAUCUCUAGCAUUGCCUGUUGCCAGAAUGCCUGUGUAUUCAAUAGGCUCUUUUUGCUCUUGCGUCCGUGGCCGGUCCCUGCACCCUCUAUAGCUGGGGUUCCCAAUAGGUAGAUUCCCCAGAUGUUUAAAACUACAGCUUCCACAAUGCUUUGUCAUUCUAAAGACAUUCUGAAAGCAUGCAAAGCAUCAUGGGAGUUGUAGUUCUACAACAUAUGAGGAUCUACCUUUUGUGCACCCCAUCUCUAUGAAAAAAAAAAAAAGCCACAUGCACAAGCUCUCAGCUUGAAUCAGAGGCUUCUCAACGAAAGUCAUGGCCUGGGGUUAAACAUAUACCCCAAUGAAAAAAUGCAGAAUUCAAUGUAUACAUGUUUUUUUCAUUGUUAUAUCCAGUAAAUAUUAAUUAAAAACAAAAAAAAAUAAUUAAACUGAAAUCUUCGUAUGAACUUUCACGUCUGCAUUCUUUUUAUGGUCAUACAGUGUCCCAUAGGUCCAUGUUUCUAUUAAUCUGAUUAUGCUACGCUGGGGGAUGUAAUGGGCUGGGCAAUACAUUCCCUGAGGUUAAUUCUGACUUUUCACCCAGUGUUAGUGAAAGGAUAGAACAAUCGGUCUAUCUGUCAUUUAACAUUUCCUGGUUACAAAAAGACUAAAGUCUAUCAAGUUCAACCUUUUACACAUAUCUGUAGGUUGGUAUAUGUAAAAACUGUAUUAUAUAGAAAUAAAUAAUAUCCUUAUAUAGUCUAAUUCUCUGGGGGGGGUGGGGGGGGGAUUUGUUUUUAGGUUUGUGGUUUAUUUUAAUUUUUUUGGUGGGGGCGGCUGGAUGAGGCAGUAUAUUUCUAACUAUCCACUAUAAUGAAUGCUCUCAGCCUAGCACUUGCUCCCUAUUAAGAAAAGUGAAUGAAAUGCAUGUAUUAUCUCUUUCACUCCCCUUUUCAGUGCUGAGCCAAGCACCCAGUCUCAGGCUUCCUGGUUGAAACCUUGGACACAGAAAUGCAGGGGCUUGCAGACUUAGAGGUUAAACCGUUCAUUAACAAUUUUAACCCUUCCAGUAAGCCAGAGUCCCAGACCUGAUUGCACCAUCACGACUUCACUGCUAAAGUUGUUAUUGUGCCCACAUGGUCUUAUAAAGGAAAGUAACGUUUUGUAUAUUAAUCUAGGUUCACUUCAACUACUAUAAGCAAUAGAGGAAUGUACGCAGAAACUCUAAAACCUCUGAAAACACUUUUAUCAUUCCAUAAUGUCCUGCAUACUACAGCAAAUUUGCUGGGAGUGUGUGUACAUUGCAUGAUGGGAUACUGGCAAUUCACCUUGUAUAUUCCAGGCAGAGCCUUGACAGCUUUACAUAUGCUGGAAACCGGAAUACUUUGGAAAUAAAGAGCACAACUCCUAGCUAAACUGCUCCCUUUUUAAUUUAGACAAGCAAACGUUUUAUGAAAUGCUGCAGCUUGUACACUGGUCUCUAGAUAUGGGAUAGACAGGGUGGUGAGGAGCUUUCCUAACUUGUUUUCUUAGUCCGUACUUUGGACAGAUUCCUAGGCCCCAACGUAACAAUAAUAAAGCAAUGAAUACUUCUUACUGGCUCGUUCAGGUUAUUUUAGAUAAUCCCACUCCUUGUUUACCAUGACCACAGCUAUCUUUGCAUGUGGUGGGAGAAGGGAGUAUGUUUCCUUUCCACUGCUGGUGGCCUUCGCCUCAGAUGUUCCAAUAAAUUAUGCUCUUUUAAAGCACAGAUGACAAGUUAUGAUUCACGGGUGGAGUGUAAUGUACAGACUUGGAUUUCCAUGUAUGUGUUGUUGCAGAUCCGUAGAAAGGUGCAGUCAUUCUAUUUUUAUGCUCCGUUUAAUGAAGGAGCUGCUUUGUUGCACAUGUAAUCUGAUUGCUAGCAUGUUCUCUGCAGCCUGCUACAUCAAAGCGCCUGAUUAACAUUCAACAUAUAUCUUAGCAUCUCUGUCUUUAAAGGGACACUCUCAGCCCCAGUUCUGGUGCAUAGGGCCAGUGUCUGCAGCCUAAGGAAUGUAGACAGACCAUUUACAUCUGUCCCUAAAGCUGAUCCUAGUGGCUGGUGCGGUGUUAUCUGAAUUGAAAUUUGGUUUAUUUUUCACCAGAACCUAAAUUGUACUUUUAAAAUAUUUGCAUCAAAAUAGUAUUUAGUAAAUAGCAUGUGUGUGUCCCCUCCACCUUCUAGUGUAGCUCACCUGAAUUCUUGCAUGGAAUCUGUAUCAUUUGGCAUGUAGUAGUGGGCCAGCUUGAUACAUUUUGUGAAUAAUUCUCACACUUUUUGGCAGAGCUCUGUUCUAUGUCUGAGUGUAUAACAGAGCCCCUUAGCAAUAAUAUUUCGUUAUCCGUAUUCAAACUACAAUAAAUAUGUUUAGAAGUCAGUCUGUAAAUAAGAUAUUUUUCUAAAUCACAUUUUAGUUGCAUAAAUGUAUUAGUAAGUCCCCCAAAAUUUCUCAGACCAGCCUUACUCCUGGCCACACACCCCACUCACACCAAUAUAAUUUAAGUGUCCCUCUUUAUCCAUUUGAAAUAUUUGGAUGUAUGGCUUUCAACACCUGGGUCAUAAUAGAUUCCAUGUUUAUUAUUUGCGUUACACACACAGUAUAUAAUACAUUGGUUGGGAUCCUCUGACCUAAAACGUGUUUUUUUUUAGAAACUUGGAAAUCCCUUUGAAAUAUGCCUUGGUCAUACCUGGCAACUUUUGUGACCCUCUGUCUCUCUUUUCAGACUGGCACCGAUAGUUCAUCAAACUCCUCGCAGAAGAGAGAGCCACCGGUCAGAACAAUUGCAUCUCCUCUGCCAAGCGGACAUUGCCGGUAUAGCCCCCUCAGCCAUAUUGAUACCUAUGGCUUGGACCAGUAUACCUCAGAACCAGUAAGUGUUUAUUAGUAACUUACCACCUACUGUAAAAGCACACGAGCAUGGUGUGUUCUCCUUGGCAAUCAUAGAACUGGCCCAAAUGCUGCUUGAGUAUUUUGAUGGCAAAGUAACCCUGUUUAACUGUUUGUUUGUUUUUUGGGGGGGUGUGUGUGUGUGUGUGUUUUUCUCAGAAAUGACAUUUUUGUUCUUCUUUACCAAAGCAAAAAAUAUAAGUAGUCUUAGGAACAAACAAAAUAAUAAAAUCAUGAAAAUUACAUUUUAGCUCCGGUGUGUCCACACCAUCAUACGCGAUGGUUUAUUCUGGCAUUGCAAUGAGUACUUUUUAAGUUCUAGUUAUGGGAACCCAUUUGCAUCUGUGGUGUACUGAGGUGUAAUAUUGACUUGUUACUGUGUUUACUUCUCCUGUUUUUUGGAACAGAAAUAAAACCUUGUUUAUAAUGACACUUGGCAUUAUAUUUUUGAUGUCUCUGAAUUUAGCGUAUUGCGACUAACUGCUUUCAUCCAGCUUGAUAAUGCAGAAUGUAUAGGUCUACAGAUAUCCAUAUUGAUUCCCCUCAACCUUGUUGGCACCAUAACGUAUGUGCUGAGCUCUAGUGCCUUUGUUGCUUAAAUUCUUAAAGUGCCCAUUCAGUUUGAUUGUGAGCAGAUUCUAAAACCCUAGUUUUUUUGUUUGUAUUUGUUUUGGCAAAUGUAGUUAUCCGUUUGGACAUUCUUUAGUAAUAAGCAUCUCCUAUUGUGUCUUUCAGUCAUUGCCUAGACCACCUAGGCACGUCAGCUUUCCAGACGACGAUGAUGAAAUUGUUCGGAUCAACCCAAGGGAAAGGAACUGGCUUACUGGCUAUGAGGACUACCGCCAGGCGCCCAUCCAUCGAAAAUACACAGAUCCAGAGAACACUGACUCUUACGUUCGUUUUGACAAAAGUGAAUCUUCAAAACACGAUUAUAAUUACCCUUACGUAGACCACUCUGAUUUUGGCGUUUGCAAAACCAUGAAGGGUUCAGUCAUUAAUACCCAGCCACCUAGGUGCAAGUCCAGGAGAAAAGAUGGAGAGCGGUCAAGAUGCGUGUAUUGCAGGGACAUGUUUAACCAUGACGAGAACGGUCGGGGGCAGUGUCAGGAUGCCCCAGAUUCAGUCCGAAACUGCAUCCGUCGAGUCAGCUGUAUGGGAUUUGCAGACUGUGUGCUUUACCACUGUAUGUCUGACUCUGAAGGGGAUUACACAGACGCUUGUUCUUGUGACACCAGUGAUGAAAAGUUCUGUCUGCGGUGGAUGCUCCUUAUUCCACUUUCCAUCGUUGCACCAGGGAUGUGUUGUUACCUCCCCCUACGUGCUUGUUAUAACUGUGGUGUUAUGUGCGGGUGCUGUGGAGGGAAGCAUAAAGCGGCAGGCUGACCAUGUGCAAGCUGGGAAUUUUCCAUCUGUGCGUCUUUUCUGAUCGAUUGGGGAUCACCUCUGCAUUAAACAAUCAGUUGGGUGCUUUACGCCCUGACCUGAACACCAGUUGUACUUAAAACCCCAGGGAGUUCAGAUGGAAUGUAACAAACUCUUUUUAAAUUUCAAAAAGGAUUGGCAAAGGAAAGGCAUUUUGAGUUACUGUUACCAGUGAGAAACCAGAUGUAUAAUAUGAAACCUGAAGAUGGGGAAAAUACUAAAUAUUUUGAUCUUUGUGAAAAACAAAAUGUCAUGUGUAAAUAUAGAUGGCACUUCCAGAAAGGUUAUGCUUGAUCCCUCUGUUAAGGCUGAUUUGGCUAGCUUCUGGAAGGAAAGAAAAAGGGUUUUAAUACGUUAAAUAAAUCCCCUCCCCUUAUAAGUAUUUUAACCCGCAGCCAGAUAUUCUGUACUUAUCUACUAUAACGUAAGGUAUUAAGAGUACAAUAAUGCAGUAUUGCUAUUUGUCUAUUAUGCCAAAACCAAUUAUUUAUGCAUAUAUAGUAUUUGAUGUCCAUUAUCAUUUCUUUUUGUAAAAAAAACACAAACAAAG